GGUAUGUUGUUACGACAGCGAGAUGAAACACUUUACGACAAGCAUGUGUGUACGGACGGAAAGCUUGUAGUGAGCGGGGUAGAAAUCUAUCGAGUUGCAUACUCUCAGGCUUGAUCAAAAUAUUUUCAAUAAUAGAGUUUUAAGCAGAAGAAAUGGAUGUCGGAGAGCUCCUGAACUAUCAGGUAGUGUUUUUGUUCUGCUGACCUGUGUUUUGGAACAGUGUGGAAGCUAAACACUUCAUUCAAUGGGCUGGUGGUUGAAAUAGCUUUGCAAGAAUAUUGGGGUAAACUUUGUCAAGCACGACUAAAUCAAGCUGGUGCUUUAUUUUUUAUUACUUUCUAAGGUAAACCGCGAGUCAGCUGAAGUAAAUUACCUUUGCUGGUCGCCAAACAAGCUUUCUGUAGCGUUUACAAAGGUUAGCAGUUAGCGUGCUAACAGGCUUACAUUAAGCUCAGGGGAAGGUCGCGACUGUUUUUGAAAUUUACAAGAAGUAUUAGAGGCUAAUACGGGUUAAAACAGAAUAAAACUUUAACCCAGCACAUUACCAGGUACAUUUCACAUUUGCUUGGUAGAUUUGGAAUAACUCGUUUGUCCCUAAAACAAACUCUUUUGGUUACAUCCCCUGUCCUGUGCACCAGUACACAUAGACAUUUCUCAUAAUUGUUGUUUUGCAUGUGUUUUUACUUACGUAGCACCUCACAGUAUCAUAAAUACUGUAGGUACUUAUCAUAAAUACAAAUUCUGCUGAAGAAAAAAACAUCUAAAAUGUUGCAUAUCAAUAAAACGUGUUUUUUUAUUUUGUAUAUCUACGUUUACUUGUUAAUUUAUUCUUUCAUUAGUUUGUUUAUUGAUUAAGAUGCAAUCAUUUUUAUCUUUCCAUAUUUUAUUUGAAAGUUUUAAUAGCUUAUCGUUGUCAGUUUUAUUAAUUUUAAGCUGUCUUAUCCUGUCAUAGUUAUCCUUUGGUGUUGAUAACUCAUCUCAGUGUUUAUAACCACAUCUUUGUUCUAGUGCAUAUUUCCGUAAACAUUUUAAGGUGCUUAUUAUUUCCUCCAUUUGAUUUCAGUUUUGACAGGUUAUUCUUUGUUUUGUUACAACUUUUUGAGUGUUUCCUUGGCCCCUGAACUUCUUUCUUAUUCUCUGCGUUCUCUAUCUGUGUGAAUCUUCAGACCAAAUCCAAGUAUGCCUUAUUGUAAUUAAGUUUGUCCUCUUCUUUUGCAGCCUGAUAGAGGAGCCAAGCGUCCCAGGGAAGAGGAUGGAGGAUCAGCUGGAGGAGAUGAAGACUCCAGAGGAGGGAAGCAGCAGAAAGGGAUGGGUGCCAGGGAGAUGGCCAGAUAUCGUGAAGCUGCGACGGCAGCAGGAAUGGAGUUUGGGGGUGAAAUGAGGGAGACAGAGGAACUGACUGGGGACAAGAAGAAAAUCCUGGAGAAACUGAUGGAUCAGGACGAAGAGGAGCCUGAGGUGGGGGAAAUAAUUUACAUGUACCAUGAUCAAUGGAAAAACUGUGACAUGUAGUUAUCACAAUAUAAACUUACACCAUUGCAAAAACUACCUACAGUGCAUUUACUGGAAGUUUGUACAGCCCACUUACAAAAGCUGACACACUGAGAUGAAAAGCUUAUUGCUGCACAAAUUAAUUAGUGCCAAACUGGUGUCAAAUGUGACAUAAGUCAGCACUUUGGCUGAAAAAUACUUGUUGUUAGCAGAGCACUCCUGCAGUUCAAAGAAAGUAUUAAACCCUAAACACAGCACUCUUUUGCACAGCUGUGGCCUCCGCCUAAAAAGCUUAGUUUUAGCUUUAUAUACAUAUGUAUAUGUAUGUAUACAUAUAUGUAUAUAUGUGUAUGUAUAUAUAUAUAUAUAUAUAUAUACCAUUAAGGUGAGUAUAUUUGUAAGUCAGAAUUGUAGUAAAUCACGCACAUAAACUACAAUCUCGCGUUUUUGUGCAUUGGGCAGAAAUUUGAGCGGCUUUCAUCCACUUUCUCUGAUUAUGACAAAAUAACAUUUACCUUGUGAUUUGAAAUUUUGCAUACACUUUGUACGGACGCCAAACUUUGUAACUUUGCAGUUUUUUUUGUAAAUGUGGAAAAGCAUGAUACCCCUCCUUUAACUGUUAAGGAACUGUAACAAACACUUACAUUGUGUUUUUAAGAUAUCAUUGAUAUCACCCUAUUAUUGAAUUUGUUAGAACUGUUUACUUGUAUGCUGAUGUAAUAAGACAAGUUUUUAGGUUUGACUGACAGACUCAUGCCUCCUCUCAUUUGCACAGGGGAGAGAUGCCAAAGCAAAAGUGUGACAGUUAUUCAUUUCCACGGGAAGUUAGACAUUUAUCUGUAACAUGUAGCUCUCUGAAAAUGCAGGAGUUUGCUCUCUCUGUAACUCUCUAUUGCAUUUUGUGCAUCUGUAUCAAGUUUACAAAAAUAUCACUCUGUUUGCCAUAAGUCCUGUCAUAUGUAGUUUUCAUAUGUAGUUUAAACCUAAAGUUGAACUCUUCCUGGCUCACAGAUAGGACUGUGUGAUAUUGACUAAAGAUAAUGAUAAUUGAUAGGCCUGUCGCGAUAAUCAAUAAAUUGCCUUAUCGCUCGAUAAAUAAAAACGAGGUCGAUAACUUUGCCAGCCUCGAUAAUUGACGUGCGUUUGUUUUCCUCCUCUCUCGCUACCAAACACGCUGGAUGAGAGAAGAGGUCUCACUCUGCGCAUUGUUCUCGGCACCUGGGGGCGUUAGCUCUAUAGCGGAAUGAACGGAGUUAGUGAACCCUCCUGUCAGUCAUUCAGUGUCUUUGUCACGAGGGGGCUGGCGCGCAUAGGCACACAGACACAGACUUUUUGGAUACAGUGCUGCAAGUGAGCGUCGUGAGUGAAAAGCAAGCUAACAGAAUGAACACGACAGCUUUGGUGUCUAAACCGAACGCAACAGCCCAAGUGUGGGAAUAUUUCGGCUUUAAACCAGUUUUGUUUUCGUCAACCACAAAACUCCACGUGUGUGUGUGCGCGCGCGCGUGCGUGUGUGUCUGUGUGUUGGAGGAGCACAGCAGGCUGAUGAGGGCUGUCAGAGCGGACUGAAGCUGCUCCUAUAUGUUUAGCGUUUAACUGACUGAGUUUUGCAACUCUGUUCGUCAUUUUCGUCUCGUCCCAUCAACGUAAACGCACUUUCGUCUCGUCACAUUUUAGUCAUCUCCGACUUAUGAUUAGCUCGUCAACGUUACGUCUUCGUCGUGGGAGAAAAGGGAAAUAUUUUAGUCAACGAAAACAACCAGUGUUGUUCUCGUGUGGAAAUUAAAGUUUAUCACUUUUGACACGGUCUACUCGCAUUAUUAUGCCAUAUAAUAUCAUUAUCUAUAAUUUAAAAAAUGGUGUCAAUAAUAUCGUUUAUUGGCGAUAAUUUGUUGCACAAUUAUCGUCCAGCAAAAUUUGUUAUCGUGACAGGCCUAAUAAUUGACAAUAUCUGCAUCCCUCCAGAAUCGUGUUUGUAAAAAAGGUUGAACUACUCUAAGCUGCUCUUGUUAAUAGUUUAUUAAAUGUGUUUCAUAAUAUCAAUAAAAACAGCUUAUUCAAGAAAAAAUAGUCUAAACUGCUAAAAAACAAGUACAGGGAAAAAAAAUCCAAAUCAAAAGAGUGACUGCCAAAGUUUGCAGACAGUUUUUUGUUUUCGCUUAUCCACAAAGCUUAUCAUGUUCCUCAUAUUUUGUCCUGUGAUUGAUUUGAGGUGAUGAAAUAAGGUAUUAGAAGAGCUGUCUUAAACAGCAACAACUUUCUGGAGUAGUAUUUUGAGCUAAUCUUGUCUUUUUGAAGCCACCCAGCCUAGCCAGCAAAAAUUAAACUUUAGGGAAGGAUCAUAGUUUAUUUAAAUCCACAGCUUUUAUCAUAAAAGUGUUAGACAAACUUAAUCCUAUAAUUGUUUUUAAAUUUGCGUCGAAGAUCUUGUACAUGUCGGCUCACAACUUAAAAAGCAAACAAACGACCCAGGAGUUCAAGUUAAGAAUGGACUAUUCAAUAGAGUUGCAGUCAGUCAUGUUUUCAAUUCUGGCAAGUUGAGGGUAAAACUCAGGAAGCACCAAAGCCCUUGUCAGAACCACUGGCACUAUAAUGAGUGGGGCCAAAGAAAACUUCACAUCUGUUAUCCUGUUCUGAAGAUUUUAUUCACCAUGUCAAAAGCUACUCAGAGCAAAGUGCUUCUCUUCGCCAUGAUGACAUAAGUUGUAAUUUCCUAACCUGUCAUUAUCUUUCAAAUGCUUUAGAGGGCUUUUAAGCCAGCAGGAGGUCAAACACUUUCCCUUUCCACUGAAAUGCACUCACAUCCUCUCACUCGAUUGUUUAAAACUCCUGGCUUCUUGCUCCACUCACAUAAUUAGUUUGACUCUGGUGUUUCUGUUGUGUCUUUUCAGCAGCAGCCUCACUUUGUAACUCCUUUAAACACUUUUCUUCCCCUGUUGGUCUUUUUUUCUUACCAAUGAAACAGGCAGAACCAGUGGAUGAAAGUUCUGUGAAGAAAAUGAUCCUGACCUUUGAGAAACGCUCCUACAAAAAUCAAGAACUGAGAAUUAAGUUUCCAGACAACCCAGAGAAGUAAGUCCAGUACUUUGAUUUCACAGUUUUACUGUGUUGUUCAUAUACAGUAUCAGCUGGAUUGCUGAAACGCUUUAUUGAGUCAUUCAAACCACAGCUCAUAUCCACCUCAAAUAGUGUCUGACACAUUGCAUCUAAGUCUUCCUAAAUAAGCUGCAUUGAGAACCCUCUUUUACUUCGAUUUGGUCUUAAUAUUGAAUGCUAAUAUGCUAACUGUAACAUCUUGCUCUUUCAAUCAGGUUCAUGGAGUCAGAGCUGGAUCUAAACGAUAUUAUCCAGGAAAUGCACGUGAUCGCCACAAUGCCGGAUCUGUACCAUCUGCUGGUGGAGCUAAAUUCCGUCCACUCGCUACUGGGCCUCCUCAGUCAUGAAAAUACUGAUAUCCUUCCACUUACAGAAACAUUCAUUAAUACAUUAAACCUGUGUUAUCUGUUGAUGGAGUUUAGUGGUUUCAGGUGAUGGUAAAAAGUUUGGGUAAAAAGACUAAAAACCAACGAUGACUACCAAGAACCAGACUGACCCAAAUACUAGAAAGCUUUUUCCUCUCUUGAAGUUCACCCGAAUGAAGUGGGAUCGUCUUGUAUCAGGGGUUUGUAUUCAGAUGUCAGUGUUUGUUACAACAGAUGAAGCCACUUUAUCCGUAGAGCAAUUGUACCCCUCAUGACUGAGGCUGGCUAUCAUUUGCCACUAUUUUGCCAGUGAUAUGAAAAAUGUUGCUGAAAAAGUAGCUGAAGAGUAGAAAAAGUAAGAAUAAACUUAUCCGAACUCCACAGAAGCAUGAAACAACCUGCAAACAGCUAUGAAAUAGGGUGUGAUGGUGGGUAAUGAAUCAAUCAAGUUUUGUUUCUGUAGCACCUUGAGUGCAACUCAAAUGAAACUCAGAGCAGUCUACAGCAAUUGAAAACAAUUUAUGUGUACAGGAACAGAAGAUGAUCCUGGAUCUAUAGUCGUUUACUAUCAAUAUUGUUUUCAAUAUUUUCAUUUUAGCAGGGGAUAAACAGGCCCUGGACAGAAAGCCAGAGGUAAAUUAAGGACAGUGAAUAAAUGAGGCUAUUAAGGAAGGUUUUCGUCUAUUCAUGGGAUUUAUAUAGAAAACUAAAAGUGCAGAAAACUGUUAUAUUUAUUAAUUCUCUCACAGUAAAGAGCAUUUUAAAAACUGCAACCAUGCAGUCUCUAUGUGCUUGUAAUGGUACAAUUUAUCAUCAGCGACUGAUUUAAAUGCCUUUGAAAAUCCUAAUCCUUAAUCUGACGGUGCCGUGAAUUGCGAUUGUCCUUAGCUUGAACCACAUGUUGCCAUAGCAGUGGUAGACCUGCUGCAGGAGCUGACUGAUAUCGACACACUCCAUGAGAGCGAGGAGGGGGCUGAGGUACUCAUAGAUGCUCUGGUAAGUUCUAGGAUUACAACAGACUUAAAAGAUAUUGAUGAAACAGCACUUUGGGGGUAAAUAUUUAACUUUCUUGGCUCCGGAGUCCCUGUCAGACAGAGAGGAUCAAGUAAUGAUUAAAAUGAACCCAAAACAAGGCCUCGCUGACUGAAAGACAAACAGAAACUUGAAGAUGUUUUUCCUCUUGGUGCUGCAGGAUUUUGUCUGCUGUUGUCUCACACUGGAGUCUAUCAAUAAGUAGCUGAAUAUUGAUAUGAGAUAAUCUCUUUUCAUCUGCAGAAAAAUUACUGAAAGGUUAUUUAUUUCAAAGUGAAGCUUAAUAAAAAUAUGUGACAGCCCAGGAAUAUCCCUGUAUUUGUGCUGACAUUAUAGUCUGAUAGAUUAUAAUUAAAUUGGAGUGAAAACAUGCAUCUACUUUGUGCUUUCUGCCAUAGCCUAAUUAUUUUAAUAGAACUUGUUUUACGCCUUUAGCUUUAGUGUUACUUGUGGCAAUUAAGUAAAUUUGAGGUCUAAUAUUAAAAGUGACAAGAACUUAUUCAUUGGAAAACAAAUUAAUAUAAAGUGUAAUGUCAAGCAUGUAAUUACAGCAGUGAUUUUUUACACCCCUUUCAGAUAUCUUUAGGCUUUUUGUCACCCUCCAUCGCUGUCGACUACACUUAAAUGUUUAACAUCUCUCCCUGCCCUUCUGUGAAUUUCUCUAUUUGGUCGUCCUGGUGAUGAGCCGGGACAGAUUUUGACGCCUCAUUAUGUGGACUGACAUUUAAAGCCACGCAGACAAAAGGUUAAACCACAAUAAUGUGAUAAUAUAGCUAAAACAGGGGGAAGAAAUGUCACUAUUUGGCUUGAAUUUGCCAAGUUUGACUCCAGAGUUUAUCCCAGGCAUCCAUCAGGGAUAUUAGAAGUUGAUUAACACUGCAGUGAUUUACAUGUUUGGUCUGCUAUGUCAGUUCUGAAUACUUUGAUUACUCGGAAAUUUAAGAGUUUGAGGAAAGAGGCAUUGUUGUAAUUCACAAAACUUAACGCAAAAUUAAAAUAUGAUGACCAGUUGGCAAGACAAGCAGUUUCAGAGAGCAUUUCCACAUAUGAGAGGAUCACCCAUGACUUGGACUGACUCACACGGUUCAGAGGAGUGGGAUGCGAUGUAGGCAGUUGUUUGGCUCUAAAUUGCAGCAAUUUUCCCUCCUCAUGGUAAAAAAGGGACGACUUUAAAGCCCUCUGCAGUGCCACAAACACAUCCUCAUUUAUCUGUUGUUGUUGGGUUGUUUAAGGGCGGACCAGGACUUCCUUGAUGGUUAAUGGGUUUUAGUCUAAGUGUUGAGUCAACUGUGUGCAUUUUAUAUAAUUUUCAAACCAAAGUUUGUAUAUUUUUGCAUCAAAAACUGAGCAAGUAAAAACCAGCAUCAAGGUUAUCUUAGUAAGAUAACUGAACACAGUAAUGAAUUGUACUUUCUCUGCCUUGUUCCUCUUACCUGCUGCAAUUUUGAUGCAUCUUCAGAUUCUCUCAGCUGACUUGCACUUACACUCACUUAAUAUCCAGCAACUGAAGAACAAAUGUGAGAUCUUGGGGUAGCACUGAGUUCGACAGGUACAGUGCCGUGUCCCAGGCAAAGUUAUGAGAACAUACAAGAUUCACUCAGUCUGUUUCUGCAUUUGCCCAAAACAUAGUUUUUUCCUCACGGUCUGCAAAGUUGCACUCAUAAGCAGAAAGGUGUUGCACAGGAGUGUUGAAAAGAUGCAAGGAUUACAGCAUGCUAAUGGGCUUCACAUAUGCUCGAGCAGUUCAGGUCAUACGAAAAGGUUUUGUGUGAGAAUCAACAUUUUCUAAUGAUAAGCUCUGCAUUGUUAAGUGCCUCAUUCACGCAUUGCACAUGUACACUUAAAUUUAUCAGAUCACAUAUUUUUGGCCAUAGAAAGCAUAUGUUUCACUGCGUCCUCUUUAUGUCCUCCUUCAUACUUUUUUGUAACACACACAUAGAAUAGACACCUUUUUAAUAAAAGGACCUAGCCUGUGUCGCUGCAGGCAGAUGUUGAGUCCUCUCAUCAGAAGUUUGGUCAUCUGUUUGAGGUACAGAUACAAGAUAGUAACUUAAUUCUGUGUCUUAUUAGCUCAGAUUCACAUUUGGAUCUUGAUAUUAGCAUGAUUUUGCCUUUACUGUGGUAUUACUCUCCUAAAGACAAGUCUUGAAUGAAUAUCACUUCUAAGUGUUUUGAGCAACAUCAUCAGGUUUUUCUUUGUUUGCUGGCUGGCUUGCUGGUCAAUAUCUUAAAGAAACAAUAGAGAUGACUGGACAGGUCUCAAAUACUCUUGAUGAAAAAUGACAGUGUGUGACUGGGAACAUUUUGUAAUGUUGGUUAAACAGUAGCUCAGGAGGCUCUGCAAGGCUCUCUGGAUACAAGCAUUACCUAAAUGCAGGCCAUUUACCAUGCAAUGAAGCGCCCAUUACCUCAUUCUUCUUUACAGCUUCUUCCAAGGGAAACAGUUUGAGGGCAGCAAGGCUUGGUUGAAUCCAUUUGUCUCUUCUCUUUGCUGUAAUGCUUCCAGCUCCUCUGUCCUUGUUGCCAGAAGGCCAGGUGGUAUCCUUGAUAAGAUGAAUCAAAAUGAUCCACGAUGGUCUCUGCGGGCUCAUAAAUCUGUGUCGACUGUCCGUCUUCUUUCAUCUGUAAAAGUACUUUCAUCUAGCCGGCUGGAACCCCGCAAGCUCUGUUUGGUUGGGUCUCCAAUCUUGACUUGACUGAUAACGCUGGAACAUGUUCGGAGAAGCUCAGACUCUGAGCGAGUUUCUUCUGCUCGGAUCCAAAGCUUGAAAGUGAACUUCUAUGUUUUCUUUUCCAAACAAGUUUGCCAGCUCCCCUCUGAAACAUCAAAUCAUUUUGCAGAUAAAGAAGCGGAUGAAGGAAUUUUGCCAUUGUUGGAAGUUGAAAGUUUAGGGAAAAGUUUUAAUUUGGUGAUAGUGAUUUAAGAUAUUGUUUGAUAUUGGUUUGUGUUGGAAAGUGUUGACCAAACCUUUUCAUGGUUAAAUUUGUUUGUGCUUCAACAGUUUCAGAAACGUCUCUGUCUGCAGCUUUAAACUGAAUCUAAAAACACUCACCAAGUUAUCAGUCCACUCACUUUUUUGAGUACACGAACAUUAUGAAAUAAAACUGGGUUUUUUUCUACCUAGAGGGAUGAAGUAUUUUUCUUCUUGAUUAACUUGAAUUUUGCUGCUUUUUGUCUUCAGUUGGAGGGUCAAGUGGUGGCCUUGCUGGUGCAGAAUAUGGAUCGUCUGGAUGAGCAGGUGAAGGAGGAGGCUGAUGGCAUCUUUAACACACUGGGUAAGGAGAUACAUAUGCAUCAAGGCUUUAAGUCACUGAAAGGACACUUGUUAUUCCUCAACAAGAUUUAUUAAAGGUGAUUGGAGCCAAAGCAACACUGCAUGUUAUAUUUCUUUUUCACCAAAGGUCUACUCUUUAUUCCUGUAACUGUUUUUCUCCUGGUUGGCUACAGUCACACUGCUGCCACCUGCUCAGUGUUCGCCAAGUACAUCUGAAUCGAGCAGCUGAAACUUGGCAUCCCGUGUUCAAACAUUCAUCAUCCCUUACACACAAUCCUAACCCAGUUAAACUAAUAAACAAAGCAGCUUCCAAGAAUGAAACAUUGGACAGAUGUGCUGCAAGGCUGUCGCUGUCCUGUUGUGCUGUGGCUGCUUAAAAUUACAACUGUGUACAGUGUAUUUUUUAUGUUGUGUGCUGUUAUGAUUUGUAAAAUGCUAAGUUUUUCAUUCAUCAGACAGGAAUUUGGGAGGAUAGUGGCUUAUGGCUUUUGUGGUUCUGAAAAAAGUGAUGUUGCUGAGUCACUGUAUCAAGGAGUUAAAAGUGGGGAUGAAUGCACACAAUAGGGAUGGGCGAUAUGGGCAAAAAAAUUUAUCAUGAGAAGAUUUGCCAUUCUGGCGAAAACGAUAAAAGUCCUGAAAAAGAAUGUUAUCAUUCCAAUCUAUAUUUUUGACUCAUUUUUUUUCAUGAGAACACCAGUUGGCGUAGUCAAAUAAUAUACCUAACCACAAGUUUGAGUGGUAGGUUAUAGAGAAAACUAAUGACAUCAAACAAGUCUUAAAUGUGAAAACACUUUCAACAUUUGUUGAAAACUCUUAUUGCACAGAGUGAACAGCAGCAGCAGAUCCAUUGUUCGAUGUUAGGCAAUGUCCUGCCUGCAAUCAUCUAAACCCCAAUCUUGAAGGAAAUCCCUCAUGUGGAGCCUCAUUCAGUAACAAGCUGCUCAGGAACAUCUUCUUCUUUACCUUCAGCCAUUUUUGUUUGUUAUUCUGCUCUGUGUGGGCUAUGGCUGCGAGCCCAUCGCUUGCGCUUACAUCAUCAACUUGCAUUUAUCGUAUUUAUCAUGAGAUGGCAAAUAUUUAUCUUGAAGGAUUUUUCUGAUGAUUUAUCGUGAACGAUAAUUUAUCCCCCAUCCCUAGCUCACAACUCUGAUAAGGAUUAUAUUAAAUUUAUUUCAUGUAGUUGUUGCAGAGUUGUUACAGAUAUUUACAGACAUCGAUGGUGUUACUCUUCUCUGUCAAAACUUUUAAGAGAUUAUGUUGCCCAUAUAUUGAACUUGUCGCAAUUUGCCCAUAUUAUGUAUCAACUGACUUCAGUUAUAUCAUAUCAAUACUAGUAUAUAUCCCACCUAAGGCAACAGCUAAAGUUCUGUGUGAUGUUCUUCAUCAUACUGUUGCUAGGAUACAGACUCCACAUCCUGAGGCACUUGUAGUAAUAUCAAGAGACUCCAACCAUGUCACCUUCUCAUCUCACCUGACUGGAUUUACAGAGUUUGUUAACUGGCCUACCAGAGAAAACAAAACUCUGGAUCUGCUGUAUGUCAACGUCAAAGAAGCUUACAGAGCCACUGCCUUAGCACCACUAAGGUCAGGUCAUAACGCUGUUCAUCUGCAGUUUAUAUGAGAUUCCAGACAAAUGAAUUUCCCUGCAGACGGCAGCUUUAUCAAAAUUCAGCCACCUUAAAACUUUAAGGUGGUUAAAACUUUCGUGAGUGCAGUGACAGGGAGUCCUCCUGGAGCUGCCACUGACGCUGCGCAGACAGUGUAAACUUACUACUUGUAUUCUUAAAGCUGAACAUUUUGUCUCCCUGCUGCCAAGUGUCCUGUUUUUUUUUUCCAGUGACAGCGGAGGAAGGCUGUCAAGGUCUUAUUUGACCCCCCCCCCCUUAGUUGUAAACUCUUUCGAAGUUAGCCACAGUAGUUACAGAGUGUUUGUCGAAAAGAUUAAACAGCAUUCAAAAAAGGUCUUGGAAAGGGCAUGGGCCAGCAGAUAGUCUGAGAAGUCCAGGUCUCAGUAUUUAGCCUCACAUGAAUCAGACUUUUCUGCCUCUCAGCUCUUUUUGUGUUGAAUGAGUCUACUGAGAUGAUAUUUUCUUUGUUGCCAGAUUGAGGCCGAGUAUCAGGAGGGCUGUUUAGGUGUGUAUUUGGCUCUGUGUGCAAGUGUGGGUUAUAUCGAGGGAGCGGUGCUAUUCAAGAUUGUGUGUGUAUGUGUGUGUUAUCAAGGGAGCUCUCCAAGCUUGAAUAAGCCUUUUGUCUGCCUUGGCUGCUCUCUGCUCUGAGCCUUCUGUCCUCCAGGAUGCUGUCUGUCUGCUCUGUUUGAAUCACUGAUAAAGGCCCUUCCUCUCCCUCCCUCAGCACCCUUCCUCUCCAUCUUUCGCUCAACAUUUCUCUAUCAUCUGCAGCCGCUCUCUCCAGAUUUUGCCUUUUUUAUUUUAUUCGUCUUAUCUCUUUUUAUUCCCUCCCAUCCCUCUCCUUCUUGUAUGUUUGUUAUCCUCUUGUUACGUCCCAUUCCUCAUCUUUGACUCGUCUUCCCACCACUUUGCCUCCCUUUUGCUUUUUCUCUCCAUUUAUUUUCCUCCCCUCUAUUCCCUGAAGUUUUUCCUUUCCUUUCUUUCAUCACCAUCAAUCUGCCCUCUCUCCUCUCUUCCUCCUCUCUUUCUUCCUCUCCGUACCCUCCUGCUGCAGUCUGCUCUGAUAGAGAUAUCAUGUGACAGAGACAGCUUUCUUAUGAUAAUAUUAGAAGUAGCUUGAACAGAGCACUGGCAGACCUUCUAUAAAAAGAUGACUGUUCUAUUUCACAUUUCUUUUCCUCUGAAGAGUUUUCACACUGAACUAGUGUGUGUUUAACUGGGACAGCUCUAAGGGUUUAAUUGGAGAUAUACUUUAAAUAAGUGCAAUAUUACUCCUGACUUUUCCCUCUGGAUCAGUUAGCAUGUCAGUCAUGAUUUCACUCUUGCAUCUGACCACCUGUGUUUGAGACUUGUUUGGGUUGGGAGUGCGGUGAGUGACAGCUCUAGACAAAUGUACAGUCUUAAGGCUAAAUUCCAGCGGGCAUGGCUGUAUCAUGUUCUGGCUGUGAUGCGACCUGCAUAGCUGACAGCGGGCACUCAAGUUAAUGCUUCUGCCAGCGCUAGAUUUGUCGCAGUGCCCUUCAGAAGGAUCCUAGAGGCAGCUUUACACUGUGUGCACUGCAUGAAACUGGUCCUUGUUAAGUGGUCUGACGCAAAGGGCAGAAUGUUUGUGGACAGAUGUGAAACAUGGGGUCAUCUAUGUGGUCAGUUCCAAUAAUAACACUCUGCAGGCUGAUAAUCCUACAUUUUGACAUGAUAAGGAGCAGACUGAUUAUCCACGCAGGCCAAUUAUUUGGCCCGAUAAGAUCAAUUUAUUAAAAAAUGUGCUACCACAACAUAUUCUGGUUGGCUUAAAGUCGUACUAGCUAACUCCUGUAUGUUAAAUUAUGGUUCAGUUCUUAUCCAACAAUAGCUAAAGGUGUUUAAACAAAGUUUGGGUAAUAGUUUGUCAAUUAAAAAAAAUCUAAAUUUGACAGAAAGUUUAUCAUUUUUUCUGUUAAUGCAUACUUUUUUCAAGUAUUGGUUAUGAUGAACUUUUUAGAAUUGGUGUCGGUGUCGGCCUGAGAAAACCAAUACUGGUCAACCUCGCAACAUCAUAUCAACAUUAUGUCAGGUGCUAGGGGUGGGAGGAAUAUUAGAUACGACAUAGUAUCGCAAUAUUUUGUCUGGUGAUAUAUCGAAUCCUCUCAUUUGCCAAGUAUUAAUUUUUCAAAUUAAUACUAAAUAUGAAGUCAAAUCUAUGAUGAUGGAAAAAUAAAAUCAACUGCUUGUCCAGUGAGGUUGGCAGAGGUGACAUCAUAGAGCAGAAGAGAGUUAUUGCAACAAGUAUAUAUGAGGUUAGCAAGAUGUUCUAAAUGAAAAUAAAAUGCUAAAUUAGCUAAACAGUUGAAAAAAUUGUAUAAAUCGCAAUAUAUUGUAUCACAAUACUCACUGUAUUGCAAAAUGUUAAAAAUCGCAAUAAUAUUGUAUUGUGUCCCAAGUAUUGUGAUAUCGUUUCUUGGGGCCACUAGUGAUUCCCACCCCUAGUGGAUGCGCAAAACUUCUGGGAAAACUUGCUAAACUAACUUACUAAAUCUAAGCAAGGCAGUCAAGUCAUUCAAGUUUUCCAGCUUCUUAAAGGUGCUCUGCAGAGGAGAAUGGUAAACCAUGUUGCAGACCACACUUCAGUUAUUUCCCCAGUAAAAUCUCAACAUCAGUGCUGCAUUUUUUCCACAAAAGCAUUUAUCUUAAGUUUGUGUCCCAUACUUCAAAUUUGGAUAUGUGUUUGAUUGACAUGCUUUGAGAAGGCCGGACCCCGUAAAUGAAAGGUUAAAUUCUGAUUUUUUUUUAUAUGUCCUCCUCAGCGAUCAUCGAAAAUAUGGCCGAGUUUAGACCAGGCCUGUGCACAGAGGCAGCUCAGCAGGGACUCAUGCAGUGGCUGCUCAAGAGAAUCAAGGUAAGAAAGCAGGAACUUCAAUACAAGCGUUCACAUCAGCGGCGUUUCACCAUCCUGCGAUAUUGCGGCAUUUAUUUUUUCGUAUCACGGUCAAAUUUUCUAAAGUUUCACAUACUGUGUGUCCACUUCUGACCAGUCACAUUUCGUGUUGUUGCGACGUCAGAUUCACCGGUAUAUCCAACAUGGCCGACCGGCUGAUUGUUUAUGUGUCGCAGAACAGAGUGCUUUUUGAUAAAAGACACACACAUUACAAAGAUAACGACCUGAAGGACAACUUGUAGAGAGUCAUAGCAUCGGAUUUCUCAUAUGACGAUAGUUUGUGUGCUUUAACAGUUUGCUAAAGGUCUUUGUUUUAACUUUCAACUGUGCUAAGUAACUUUAGCUCAUAAGCUAACCUGUUCAGAUACAACAUACCAUAUGUAUUUUCACUGUCUCACACCUGAGUUUCAAGUGUGAUUUUUCCCUCUGUCAAAUUGGAAGUAUUGCUUGGCUAAAUUGCCUGUAGAGUGCUGUGCACUUUGUGUAAAGCACAGGAAAAGAUAGCUAGCAGAGGAUGGUUUCGAUCCAUCGACCUCUGGGUUAUGGGCCCAGCACGCUUCCGCUGCGCCACUCUGCUGCAAAUCACCCCAGAUAGGACUCAAACCCAAAAUGCCUGGUUUAGGAAGCCAGUGCCUUAUCUAUUAGGCCACUGGGGCCUGUUAAAGGUGUUUGCCUGUGCUGUCCACAUUCAGUGUGCUGUAGUUGUGAGACAACAAGCGUUAGAGAGGAACCAUGAUUUUUGUCUAAACUUUGUUUCAUUUUUACCUUAAAGGUUGAAUAUGGAGAAUGUUUUUUAAGUGCUAUUUUUUUCGAUACAAAUAAGAACAACAAGAACGAACAAUAAGAAUAACUGUACAGGCACCAACCCGGGGAGCAAUAAGUAUUGCCACCCCUGCAUGGUGCCUCUCACCAGUGGCAACUGCAGGGUAGAGUAGAAGAGAGUCCAACCUUACUCGAGAGGGCUGGUUCCAGAAGCCACACUGUGUGGAGGUGAGUCCAAGGAUCGGACUGCCAAGGUCCCCCCCUCUUCUGCUGCAAUACUCACACUGCACUCUACUCCUCUGGCCCCUCCUAUGGGCCUCUACUGGCUGUGCCAGGCCAGGCCACCAGGCGCUUGUUAUUGAGCGCCACUCCCAGACCUAGGUCCAGGUGGUGGCCCUGGUGACCUGUGUACGGGCCAAGGAAACACAUUAUCAAGUAUUGUAUUCUUCAUUAGGUUCGUAUUUGGGCUACCCUUAGUCUGAUCCCUCCCCCAGGAACUGUUUGCCAUGGAUGACCCUAACAGAGGCAUAAAGCCCCCGACAAUUUAGCUCCUGGGAUCAUUGAGACACGCAAACCCCUCCACCACGUUAAGGUGGUAGCUCGAUGAGGGGAUUUUUUUUUUGUAUUUGUAUUUUUGGGGGGUUUUUUUGUAUUUUUUUUUUGUUUUUUUUUAUUUAUUUUUUAUUUCUAUUUUUUGUUUUUUUGGUUUGUUGUUGCUUUUUGGUGUGUGUGGGAAAACCGGAGCUAUCCCGGAGGAAACCACACAGACACAGAGAAACAUGUUAAGUCCUGACUGACAGAAAGCAGUCGCUUCAGUUUGUCAGGACCUGACAUGGUCCUCUGUGCCUACCUAUUGGCCUGUGAUGGCCUGUGUGUGUGUGUGUGUGUGUGUGUGUGUGUGUGUGUGUGUGUGUGUUUGUUUUUAUGGUGUGGGGUUAGGGGUUGGGGUUUUUCAUCUUUUCAUCCUUCAUCUGCUGCUUGUAUUGGCGCCGAUGUUUAGGAGUCAAUCCCUUUUUAACCCUCCUCCACCAGGAGAUCUCCAUCUGAGGUGUUUCUUCGAUGGUCUUGAGUGUUGCUCCAAAGAUCUCCAUCUCAGGUGUUUCCUCGAUGGUCUCAGGUGUUGUUUUGGAGACCUCCUCCAUCUCAGGGAUUUCUUCCAAGGUCCCGGGGGUUGCUCCAAAGAUCUCCUCCAUCUGGGGUGUUUCCUCAAUUGUCUCGGGUGUUAUUUUGGAGACCUCCUCCAUCUCAAGUGUUUCCUCGAUGACUUCUGGUAUUGAGCUGCAGAUCUUCUCCAUCUCUAUGGAUUCUUUGAUGGUCCAGAGUGUUGCUCCAGAGAUCUCCAUCUCAGGUGUGUCUUCGAUGGUCUCAGGUGUUAUUUUGGAGACCUCCUCCAUCUCAGGGGUUUCCUCGGUGACCUCGAGUAUUUUUUGGAGCUCAACUAGGCCCCUGCGCAGGGCCUGACAGACCUCUUCCUGGUCUUCUAGAUUGGAUGCCAGUUUGAAGCAGGUGCUGUUUGCUUCUGUCAGCUGACUGUUUAAGGUCUCCAGCUGAUCUUCACAAAACUUCUCUCUGCUUUGGGCCUCUCUCUGCAGCUCCCUCACCUUCUGUUUCAGAGACUCGUUUUCUGUUGUCACCUCCUCAAUCAGCUUCCGUUCUUUGCCAUUUUUGUCCAGAAGCUGAUGCCUGACUUCCUCCAGUUGUGCCAUGAGGUCGUCAGCCAUCUGCCCCUUUUCCUGCAGAAGAAUAUUUUUGGAAGCUACAAUAUCAAGGGUCUCUUGAAUCUUGGUGAGAUAAAUUGAUUCAGUCUUUGAAAUCUCCUCUGCCCUUCUUGAAACUUUACCGCGGAUUACCACGGAAUUAUGAAGAGGGGUCAGGUAUACCUUGCUUACCUCCUGCUGUUUUUGCUGAGCUGCUGGCUGAGUGGGGGGCUGUGUUGGUUGUUUUUGCUGGCAGCUGCUGUUAACCUGAUGGACUCCCAGCUGUCUUUGGUUAGAGGCCUGGUGGUUAACCAGGCGGAUUACCACGGAAUUAUGAAGAGGGGUCAGGUAUACCUUGCUUACCUCCUGCUGUUUUUGCUGAGCUGCUGGCUGAGUGGGGGGCUGUGUUGGUUGUUUUUGCUGGCAGCUGCUGUCAACACUGGCCCCUGGCAUUGUAUUAAUCAUCUCCACAUCCUCCAACUCCAUCAUAUCUGCCCAGUUCAUGGGCUGUGUUUCCUUGUUGUUCUGCAUUGUGGUUUGUAAAUGAAGAACAGUGAAAAAAAUCUCUCAAGUCUUCUGGACUGGUCUCUUUGGAUGGUCUCUGUAGAUGCUCUGUGUAUACAGUCUCUGUAUACUCUCUUUGUAUGCGGUCUCUGUAAAGGUUCUCAGUAGAUGCUCUCUGUAGACGGUGUGGUCUCAGAUCAAAUCUAUGGAAUAACAAGCUGUGGCUCGGCUCAUAUAUAUCGACUCUAGAUGCCUUCGAUGAUGAUGAUGUCAUUGUGACAUCACUCUAAAGGGCUUUGAUGAUGUCAUUGUGACAUCACAAUUCUUUUCCCUUGAUUUUUUUUCAAAUGUAAACAACUUUAUUUACAACAUAUCCCAAACAUUACAGCAUUAAAACGGGGCUCGAGGUAUGUUAUAAUCACAAUGAAUUGCAAUUAAAUUAAACAAAUAUUGACAGACCAGUUACAAUAGGUGAAGAGUAAAACAAAAUUGUAAAUCCAGUUCAUCAUAAUGAUGAACUGGAUUGUGUUGACUGUCUGUGAAGUCAUAAAAACAAAAUGGCUGCCCAGCUCCAGUGGACUGCUCAACCCAACACUUUUUUUUUGUAAACAAAUUUUAUUGAAAAUUUUAUUGACAUUUUUAAAGUUUCAAUACACUAUGGUGACAUACCAUGCUUUAACAAUAAAUCUGUAAAUAAUAUGUAUAAAUAUAUAUACAUAAAUAUGUGUAUGUAUGUAUGUAUAUAUGUGUAUAUGUGUAUAUAUGUAUAUAUGUGUAUAUAUAUGUGUAUAUAUGUGUAUAUUUAUGUGUAUAUAUGUGUAUAUAUGUAUAUAUGUGUGUGUAUAUAUGUAUAUAUAUGUAUAUAUGUGUAUAUAUGUAUAUAUGUGUAUAUAUGUGUAUAUAUGUGUGUAUAUAUGUGCAUAUAUAUGUAUGUAUAUAUGUGCAUAUAUGUAUGUACUGUAUGUAUGUACAUAUAUACAUAUGUAUAUAUACACUCACCGGCCACUUUAUUAGGUACACCAUGCUAGUAACGGGUUGGACCCCCUUUUGCCUUCAGAACUGCCUCAAUUCUUUGUGGCAUAGAUUCAACAAGGUGCUGGAAGCAUUCCUCAGAGAGCUUGGUCCAUAUUGACAUGAUGGCAUCACACAGUUGCCGCAGAUUUGUCGGCUGCACAUCCAUGAUGCGAAUCUCCCGUUCCACCACAUCCCAAAGAUGCUCUAUUGGAUUGAGAUCUGGUGACUGUGGAGGCCAUUUGAGUACAGUGAACUCAUUGUCAUGUUCAAGAAACCAGUCUGAGAUGAUUCCAGCUUUAUGACAUGGCGCAUUAUCCUGCUGAAAGUAGCCAUCAGAAGUUGGGUACAUUGUGGUCAUAAAGGGAUGGACAUGGUCAGCAACAAUACUCAGGUAGGCUGUGGCGUUGCAACGAUGCUCAAUUGGUACCAAGGGGCCCAAAGAGUGCCAAGAAAAUAUUCCCCACACCAUGACACCACCACCACCAGCCUGAACCGUUGAUACAAGGCGGGAUGGAUCCAUGCUUUCAUGUUGUUGACGCUAAAUUCUGACCCUACCAUCCGAAUGUCGCAGCAGAAAUCGAGACUCAUCAGACCAGGCAACAUUUUUCCAAUCUUCUAUUGUCCAAUUUCGAUGAGCUUGUGCAAAUUGUAGCCUCAGUUUCCUGUUCUUAGCUGAAAGGAGUGGCACCCGGUGUGGUCUUCUGCUGCUGUAGCCCAUCUGCCUCAAAGUUCGACGUACUGUGCAUUCAGAGAUGCUCUUCUGCCUACCUUGGUUGUAACGGGUGGUUAUUUGAGUCACUGUUGCCUUUCUAUCAGCUCGAACCAGUCUGGCCAUUCUCCUCUGACCUCUGGCAUCAACAAGGCAUUUCCGCCCACAGAACUGCCGCUCACUGGAUAUUUUUUCUUUUUCGGACCAUUCUCUGUAAACCCUAGAGAUGGUUGUGCGUGAAAAUCCCAGUAGAUCAGCAGUUUCUGAAAUACUCAGACCAGCCCUUCUGGCACCAACAACCAUGCCACGUUCAAAGUCACUCAAAUCACCUUUCUUCCCCAUACUGAUGCUCGGUUUGAACUGCAGGAGAUUGUCUUGACCAUGUCUACAUGCCUAAAUGCACUAAGUUGCUGCCAUGUGAUUGGCUGAUUAGAAAUUAAGUGUUAACGAGCAGUUGGACAGGUGUACCUAAUAUAGUGGCCGGUGAGUGUAUGUAUAUAUGUAUGUAUAUGUAUGUAUGUAUAUAUAUGUGUGUAUAUAUGUUUAUAUAUAUUUACUGUAUAUGUAUAUAUGUGUAUAUAUGUAUAUGUCUAUUUAUUUGAUUAUUAUUAUUAUUUGUCUAUUUAAAUUUUAAUCUGAUUCAUCAUGAUGAUAGAUUAAUCCACUAAACGUUUUAAUAAAUGUUGCUGGCAGAGCUGUGUAACAUUUUAUAUGCCUCUUCCCUUGGCCAGUUUGCACUUGCAAAAGAGACCCGUCUCAAUGUGAUAUUACUGGUUUAAUAAAGGUUAAAUAAUUUUAACAGCAGUGAAAUGUAUGUGUGUGUUUGUGUGUUUGAUGUAAAAAUAAAAAUGGGCUUACUUUCUUGUAGUUUAAGUUUAUUUUCUGAGAUUUCAGUUGUUUGAGAAAGUGUUUCCUGAAAAUGAUUCGUAUUUGUAAUUUGCUCUCUUCUACCUCUCCUCUCAGGCAAAGAUGCCGUUUGAUGCUAACAAGCUGUACUGCAGUGAAAUCUUGGCUAUCUUGCUGCAAAACAAUGACAGUAAGUGUGUCUCGCUAAAUGGUCGGUGGUUUCCAAAUGAUGCUAAUUUAUCAUCUGCUUUUCCGCCUCCUCCCCUGAGCUUCCUCAAGCAGGCCCUGUUUCUUUCCAUUUUCUUCCCUCUACAAGUCUCCACCUCUCUCUUUCCAUUUUUCCUUUUCUUUUUCCUCCCAGGUCCCUACUUUUUUCCCCUCCUCCUUGUCUACUUGCAGUCUCCUUCACCCUUCCUUCCCUCACUGAAACCCGGUACUGCUUCAGAUAGCCACAGGACUAUCAGGUCCUUGGACAGGUUUUCAUUAAUGCUGAAAACCAUAUUCAUAUUCAGAGGGAGUCGUGUUUCACUUUCUCCUACACUUCAGCUUGUGUUGCCUCUGUUAAUCCUCUCCCUCCUGCCCUUCAAAAACAAAAUCUAACUUUAUGAAAAAUGUCUUCCAUGUGAGUAAUGUUCCCCAUUAAAAUACUGCCAUUCACUUGAAGUAAGAAAAAAAGGAAAAUCACAUGACUGCUAUUAAAAUAUAACAAUUUGGGAAAAUCCUUGAUGUGCUAAUUUGAAUGUAAUUAUCACUGCCUCUUGUCAAAUCAGACUUAAAAAGCCCCUCUGAAGGGUUUAUAUGUGAAAAUACUCAUGCAGCAAAUGAGAACAUUUGAUCCCAACUAAUUAAGACCCUGUAGAUUUACAAUUUUUCGAAUGAAAUUCUGUUGCUGGUGACGGAAACUUUGCAGCACAGAGAAAGUCAAAUGAAUAGCAGAAAGUAAAAACUGGAUGAAACAUCAUGCUGAUUCACAGGAUUUCCUCACGUUUAAAGGACCUCCAUCAAGACAAGAACUUAAGGGUGCUCUCACACCUGGAUCAAGCUGUUCUGAAAUAGAGUUGUGUCCCUCUUUGGCCUGGGUCAUUCUGACAUAUGUGAACACAUUAAUCAUAACUCCAAGAUUGCUAGAAAAGUGGUUUGCCUUGCCCCAGUUAGACCGCAAUCAACCCAGCAACUAGAAAAGCUGCAGCAGCAGAUAGUUUGAAGUAAUGAGCAGAAAAAAGGCAACAGGCCUCCAGUUCAGAAGAGCUGGUGCUGAUUGUAGCAACAAUACUGAGCUUGACAACAGCUUGUGGCCAGCGAUGGGUGUGGAGAACCAUUAUUUUUUGGUACCAGUCUGUGAUUGGUUAAUUUUGAAUGUACUGUUAAGCUAAUGGACAGACGGCGUGUUGUGUCUUGAAGUAGGAAAUGAUAACAGUGUGGUCUUUCAUUUAACCCUCAGUUCCUGCCAUUAAAACUCAAACCCUGCAGGUUCCUCACUAAAUCAUUCUCAGAGAAGUUUUAGUGGAUCUUAAAUGCUGAAGAAGUGUGAUUGAUCAGUGUACAAAGUGUGACUGCAGCCUCAAUAACCUUUGAAUUCACUAAAAAGUAGACCUGUUUUGUGUAGGCGUAAAACCAUUUACAGUAAUAACUCCUGUGUGAAUGUAGCUGUGUGUGUCCUCGUUUUUCUACAUCCUCUGGAGGUCCCUUGUGGCCAAUGUGUUGUCAGUGUUUUGCUCAUCAUGUGUCAUUGUGGCACUACUGUCACCCCCCCCCCCCCCAUUCUUUGACUGUUUCCUUUUUUCUCUCCUUCAUUUAUUCUCUUAAAUUUUCCCCCUGACUGUUGUCUCUUCUCACAGCUGCUCCCUAAACGUCUGUUUUCUGCAGCAAUCUCAAUUUAAUCUCCCUGAUGUCCUGUUCGUCCAUUUUUAUCUCUUCGUCUUUCUGUUUUUCCACAGAUACUAGAGAGCUACUGGGAGAGAUGGAUGGCAUUGAUGUGCUGCUGCAGCAACUUUCUGUAAGUUUUGCCUUUUGCUCUUUGUUUCUGGUUUGCCCUACCAGGUUGUCUGUUUAAGUUUUGUAUUUACAACUUAGUUUUUUUAUUACACCGUGAGCAUCCUCUGACUCAAGAUUGUGGGAUAUUACUCUAACCCUGAGGUUUAGACUAUUUAUAACCUGAGGCUAACUCGAAAGCCCAAUACUGCAGCUUCCUCUGUCUUUGGUCCACCAGUCAACUGGAAGUACUUAUGAAUCCGCCACGCUAAGUGAUACAGCCCUUAAUGUGGCUCAGAGGACAGAAGAGAGAGGGGCUGAUAUGGACCUUAAAACAGUCCCUAAGGGGGUCUCAACUGCAUAAUAUUAAAGUUUUCUAGCUGAUCUACAAUUAUCUAAUUUUUACAGUAUCCUGUUUUAUUAAAGUUACUACAAUUACACAUGUGCAGACACAAAGAGCUGACUGACAGCUGAUCCAGCAAUGAUCAACUGAUGCAUGCUUUAUAAGCGGGCACUACUUCUGGAGGAAAGCAUGGCUUAUCCUCUCUUGGUUUUUGUGUACCUCUUUAUGCAUCUCUGGUGGGAGGGACUUAAACCCAAGUGAAUGGUGCAAAUCAGGGUUGCCAGUGUGAAACGUAAGAGCGAUGAGACAUAGCCUACUUUAGCUCUCUUCUCUACUAUGUUCCCUCUGAUCGACAUGUAAUCGGCUGUUAUAGGUCAUCCAUAUAAUGGUUUGUCUCACCAAAGUCAGUAGGUUUUUUCCUCACGCAGUCUAUCUUUCUCCCAGUUUUGAUACAGACCUGCCUGAUUUUUUCAUCCUCUUACUCUAUCCUCUCGGCAUUAAAGCAGUUCAUACACCUCACAUUUAUAAAAAAUUCAAACAAUUUUUAGCGUGCUUUUUUGUCAUUUCCCCCAUCAGGUCUUCAAACGUCACAACCCGUCCACAGCUGAGGAGCAAGAAAUGAUGGAGAACCUCUUUGACGCUCUAUGUUCCUGCCUUAUGCUGCCAGCCAACAGGGACCGCUUCCUGAGAGGCGAGGGGCUUCAGCUGAUGAAUCUCAUGCUGAGGUGAGGCCCCAGCACGUCGUAUGAAAUGCUUGUAGUUUGAUUCUCUCACAGGAAUUCUCUUAUGGAAAUGAACUACAGUUUUGAGUUUCGAACAUGUAGUUUUCCUCACCGUUGCCUCUGUGGAAGUGUUGCUACAUUUCUUACUGUGUUGUUAUCAGGGAGUCGUGCAGAACAGGCUGCAAGUUUCUUUGAUUUUUUCCCACGUGCAAAGACACGUGCCCUUGAAGGUGAUACAAACUUAAGGAGACUGGUGGAGAGAAUUGCUCUUUAAAGAAUUAAUGUUAAUGUCAGUGAAGCAGCAGUGAAGCAGACAAUGUUAUUGCUGUUUGUAGUUAGGCCCCAUAGGCCCCUUUGUAGCAGUUGAUGGUUCAGAUCCCUGGCAGUAACCCUCCGUCAAAUGUCUGUCCUCGCUCCUUACCACCCACAUUCCCAGAUUCCUCAGAAUAAUACCCCCCCCAACAAAAAGGUCAUUUUCUGUAGGACUCUUUUCUCAGAAGAUUUCAGACAUGUUAAUUUUGGCUCAAGUCUUUCCGGGGCAAAAAAGUUGGCCAUAUACUUUGGUAGAGUGUAUUUGCAUGGAAGAUUAUGCUGCAGCCGUUCCAGCUCCUUUUUCAAACACUAUCUUUGGUGCUUGUAAGUUGAUUAGAUAUGUAAAAUUAGACCUUGGUUGAUUUAAAGCAGAAAUCCUUUUUUGGAUAAUCGUUUAAAUUCGGCUUUAAUAGUGCAGGUAUUUUUUUAACCCUGUUGAAAAAGUUCUGUAACUUUAAUACUAGAGCUGCAUUUGCUGCAUAAGCAACAACAAAGCUUGAAUAACUUAAAAUUGAAUCAUCUUGGUUGAAGAUAAAAGAAAAAUUUUGUUUCAUUCAAUAGCUGAGAUUAUAGAUUUGUUUUCACACAAUUUUAGAGACACAAAUGCAUAAUAUGACAAAUAUCGCCGCUAAAAUAAUCACCUGCUACCACUUUGCUGAAGUGCAGCAAGAUGGAAUUCACAAUAAAAUGCAGUAAGCGCUUCAGUGCUGUAAGAAAUUCAUAUUUAGAAAGAAAAUCUGCAGUUAUGAGCUCACAGAACGUCUCCAGAUAUAUGAUCCGGCCCCCACAGCUCAGUUAUGAACUGUUUCUUCUUCCCUGAGCUUUCUGCACUGUGAGUCCCCACAUCAGAACAGGCUGUAGUUCAACACAGAAUAGCACAUCUUUCUACUCUUACGCCCAGUGAGACUCCUGCCCCAAUCAAUCAACAGUUGGUGGAGUGCAGCAAAUGCAGAGAUGUGACCUUAAAGAGUCAUAAAGACACAUCACGCGUAUUUAUGAAACCUUCACAGCCUCUGCACCCCUGCGCUGAUAAUCACAUCUCUCGUCACGUAGAUUUAAGGCCUGGAUCAAUAUCUCAUUAUUGGAAUGCAAAAACACUUUUCUGUUAAAUCAUCCACCAGGGAAACAUGGAAAAAAAGAAGAGGAGAGGAAAGAGAGGGCAGAAUGAAUGCAGAAGUGGCUGUUUUAAGCUCUUUCCGGUACUUGUUUACUGCAUAAAUAAAUGCCUGUAUUUUAUGAAUCAUGCAUAUGUAUCCUGUUUGGAAAGUUAACCACCAUUUCUUUUUUUAUCUCUCUCCACUGAGUUUACUAACUUGCACAAUUUUUGCGAUGUACUUAACUGACCGAGUUACUCUUCAGCUUAGCAGAGUCUCUGGUUUUGCAGCGUAUCCUUCAUUUCCAGAUUUUUAAAAUUCAUCAGCUCAAGCUUUCAAACCAAGACAGAAUACAGGUGCCAAAGAAAUGGAGAAUAAAAAUGAGAAAGUAGAAAAAAAAGGCAUCUCCACUGACUGAGACGCGUUUAUUAGUUUUCCAUCAAAACCUCCAUUUCAAUUCCAACCAGGCCUCCCCAACUUUGUGCUACAUAUGGAUUUCACACCUGCUGUCUUGAUGAAUUCUGGGUACAGCUGAAUGUUUGUCAGACUACAAACUUUUUCCUGAAGCAGAGCUGUACUUCUGCCAUCUUGUUCAAGUUUCAUUCACGUAGUUCAUGACACAAUGUUGGCUAAUACGGGCAGUUUAAGUAAAGUAUCUUUCAAGUAGUAUUCACACAUGCUUGAAACUCCCGACAUCUUGCUGAAGUAUUUGAGGUGGGCUGCAUGUGUGAACACAAACAUGGAGAGCUUCGUCCAGGAUUCCCCCUGCCAGCCCCUCCGUAAAAUUUCUGCAGAAAGUUGAGUGAAGCCUACAUGAAGCAGGAAAUAUAAACAGGUAGAGCUGUUGCAUUACACAAUAAUAUUGACAAUAACCAUCUUUGAAGAUUUAUAAUGAUAUCAUGCAACCCAUCUAAACUUGUAAGAGUGAUAUGCAACAGGAUAGAUAAAAACGUUGGAUGUUAAGAAUAGAUAAAUCAAGUUUAAGGCUGUUUUUUUUGUUCGACAUCUGGGCCUUAAGAGUGAUCAGGUCAAGAUUCAGUCUCACCAAGACUUUGAUACUGAUCAUGAUUACUCUCCUGCUGUCAUGCAUCUGCAUGUAAUCAACUGUGGGGAGGCAACAGCGUAGUUCACGAUGCCAGGAUGUUGAGUCAGGUCAACUGUCUAAAUGCUGAAUCGCCCAGUUUCCCUUCAGAAAGUACAUUGUGUAUCAGCCCCCCACCCCACCCCACCACAGCCCCUCGGCCUCUCCAGCCGUCCAUCAUACAUAAUGUGCCUGUCUGGAGAACCAGACUGAACUGCUGAAAUAUGUGUCCCUCCUCUGAGAUAAACACUGUCAUCUGUCAUUGGUGGAAAUGGAGGAAGUGACACAGUGACUGACAGCUACAUUUCCUGAGAGGGGGCAUGGGGUGUGGGGGUGCAGGACACGGACACAUCAGGAAACAGUUGGUUCCACUUACAAUCUUGAUUCGCUAAAGGAAAGCAAAAGUGUCCACUUUUCAGUUUUUGGUGUCAACAUUAUCAGUUUUUAGUGACAGUUGAUCGUCUGACUAAUUGGCUCAAUAACUGCUUGCCAGUUUCCUCAAAAUUCAGCAUUUUUUCCCUACGAAGAUAAAAUUUCUCAUUUUUUUUGUGCUGUUAGAUUUUGAGCUUGCCAAUGAGUGGUGGGCAGUGGGUGGUUUUAAGUACUAGAGAAAAAAAAAACACUGAAACUGUUAUAGUACAGGAUUAGCUCUAGUUUGUUCUGUGAUUGGCUGACAGUACCAACCUAAACUAAUCCAGUGAAUAAGAGAUGUAAACAAAAAGUAAUUCUCGUAAAUCUUAAGAAAGCUGUUUAUCAAAUGAUACAAGAACAUUCAAAUAUUUGUACCUCACAUUUUCCUGUUGAAUUGGUUCAUGAUUAGGUCCAUUCUUCACAAAUCAUCAGCGUUAUUCACACCCCUAUGCACCAUAAAAAACCACCACUCAGUGUGCGUCUGUAUGAGCAAAUCAUCCAACAAUGCCAGAACUACAUUUUCAAAGGCUUCAGCAUCUGAAGCUCCGAAUAUCGUGGAAAAUUUUAGAGGAUCUCGAGAAAUCUUCUGUGGUCUGACAAGUCAAUACUUGACAUUCUUUUUGGAAAUCAUGGACUCUACUAAUGCUGGACAAUAUGUCUUCGGCAAAUUAAUGCCAAACUAAUUUCUUUUUUUUUUCAUAUCAAGACAUCAUGGUUUCUUAGGAGAGGAGUCCAGGGCCUUAACUGGUCUGCCAGCAGCCCCAAGUUAUCAUUCACUGAAAACAUUAAGUGCAUCAUGAAACCAAAAAACCAUGACGAAGGACAACGCAGGCUGUUGGGUGGUUGAAAUCUUAUAUCAGGCAAGAAAGAGGCAACAUUGAACUUUGAAACUCCUGGUUUCUUUGGUGUACAAACAUUUACAGAUUUUAACUAGUCCAACUAGUUUUAGAAUUUGAAUUAGGUCAUAAAUCAGCCUUGUAAUCUAUUUUAUUUUUGUGUCUAGAAAAAGAAAAGUUGGAAAUCUGUGAGGGCAAAAAGUGAAUGCCUGAUAACUUAUUAAACUGUUUGCGUUUGUAUUUCUAGCUUGCUGUCUGUUGUAGUUGUGAGUUCUGAUACAUUUCAUUAAGCCAUCAGGUUUCCUGAGCACCUCUUUUAAACUUUCCGAAUACCGUUGAAAAACAUUAAUUACCUCUGACUUGAGUUUCAUUUCCCCCUCUGCUGCAGAGAAAAGAAAAUGUCUCGAACCAGUGCUCUGAAGGUCCUGGACUAUGGGAUGAUUGGACCCGAGGGAACAGAUAAUUGCCAUAAGUUUGUGGACAUCCUUGGCUUGCGAACCAUCUUUCCACUAUUCAUGAAAACCCCUAAGAAGAUGAAGAAAACUGGUACUUCAGAGAAGGAGCAUGAAGGUCAGUCUUUAAUUAGAACAGAGCAACAAAAAACGCGAUCUCUACACUGCAUUAAGCUAUGUGUCGGCCUGAUUAGACCUGUUAUAAGGCCAAGCGGUGAAAGCUGUGAUGUACAUGUCAGACUAUAAGACAUGAACUGUCACUUAAGCUUGAUGAUAAAAUAUUAUAUCUAACAGAUAAAGAAAAAACGUGAAUGGAACCAAACCGCUCAGGUAAAAGGGGUACUAGUUGGCUGAUAAUAUAAAAUUUUUUGAUCCUUAUUACAGAACUGAAAUAAAAAUAACAUUACUUCUCUCUCAGAAUGUGUUGUUUGAACAGAAGGUGGUUGUGGAAGAAAGACAGAGUUGAAAAUAUUUUGGAAUUAUGAUGAUUUGAUUAUGUAUUACUGUAUUACAGAGUUAACUGUUUUAGAAUAUAACAGUCAUCUACAUGAAGUACCAAUCCUUCUGUUUGGUUUUUCUGUCAGUUGUGGCCCAGACUUCUACUCCUAUACUGGGUUCAGAUUGCCCACAUCAAAACUGGGAGAGUGAAGGGUUACCUCCUAUUGUCCGGAUAUGUCCACUGAAUGAUGAUGUGGUCUUAAGCUGUGGUCUGACACCUACGCCAUGGCAGAAGUUUCAGUGGUAUCAAAAAUAAGUACAUGGAAAUAAUUGAUCUAGUCCCUGGUGGUCUUGUUUACUUCUGUAGGUCACUGAGAGGCUUCAGUUUUAAUUUCAGUCAUUUUCAUAAUCAGUUAAUAACUUCUGACUCUAAACACUUUUAUUUAAUUUUAAUUUGAAGCAUCUCUUUAUAUUUUAUUCAGUACAGAUUAAAUUGAUAUCACUAAUGUCAGCGAAAUGAUUUCCGUUUUCUUCCACUGCAGUGCAGUGUGUGGUCACACCUGUUUCCUGCAGACAUACUCAAUCCUAAUCUGCUCAUGUAUCACGCUUUGCUGCCUCUGUGGCCUGUCAGUUUACACUAUCAAUCCAAUCUUGAUUGAUUUUCCUGCCUUCACCCUCAAACCUCUCUUGUCUCCGAGUGAGACAUCGGAAGUGCAAACAAGAGCCAGGGAGAGAAAGAGAGAGAGAGAUAGAUUGGAAGUCCAUAUGAUGCAGGGUGAGAAAAUGAAAAAGAGGCAGGGAGUGAAAGAAACCCUGUCCAUCUCUCUUCUCUUUGUUUGAUCUCCUUCCCCCAAAAUGUGGAACCCCCUCCCCUCCCUCUGUCUAUAUUAAUUAAGUUUGGUUCAUCCCGAGGAGCUGUCCAGCCCUGCAGAGAAGAACAAAUUGUCUUCCAUUGUGUCCCAUCGUACCCAGGGACUAGAUGAAUUAACCUCUGACCUCCUUGAGCAGCAGGAGGAAGAGUAAGGAAGAUAACCCGUCCUAACAGUCAGACCUUUCCCCCGUGUGUGUUGAAGCUCCUGGCAAGGCAGACACACACUUAAAAGACAGACUUUAAAGAGAAGUGUGAAAACACACCCUGAAGGUUGUGUUUCUCUCUGAGGUUUGGGAAGAGUGGUGCGGAUUUGUAUUUCUCCACCUGCAACUUAAGUCCCACACUAUGACGGGGAAUUGAAAAUCAGUUUGAUGCUGCAAACACCGGUAAGCACAUGAAACCUCCUGGUCUGGAUAGUUGAAGGUGCUUCAAAGCAGAAGAGUGCUUCAUGUUUCACAAGGAACUCUGCAAAAGAAAACACGCUGACCUUGUUGGAUUCAUGUUUUUAUACUUGAGACAUAUGCAGUACAAAAAAGAUGAAAGGUUUUUCCAUAAUUUUAAAAGAUAAAUUCACAUACAUUGACAGGGUUACUGUGAUAGUUGCAGCACUGUGGCUUGUUCUCUUUUUAAUACACAUUGAGAGUUACUUCUUCACCAUUGUCCUCCACACUUACACUGUUUUCUUGUUACUGAAAAAGGGUCAAUAGAUGUCACAAAGCAAGGAAAGUUUAGGGGAGAUGAUCAGCAGCCAAAGUGCAGCAACUCCUGAAAAUUAAAGACAGUCACUUAAAGUCAACUGUGUUUGGUAAAGUGGGGAACUCUGGGUACAGGGUCCUCUGAUUCAGGAAGGUCCUGAAAUACUGUAGUAUCAGGACUUAUUCUUAACAUCAGGUUGUUUUUACACUCCUGAUUAGGACUGGGCAAUAAGGCCUCCAAUCAAUAUCACGAUAUAUUGUGCAGUUACAUGGAUGAUACAUACUCCACAAGCUGCUCACCCCCUCCCACAUUAACUCCGUCUACUUCAGCCGCCGCUCCAGCCGCUACAACUUUUGAACCGUCCUCCAUCUCCUGUUUUUCCCUCUUUGUUACAAACUAGAUGGGGUGGAGUCACGUCUCCGACGUAGGACAGCAUCUUAAAAGGACAUGAGACCAUAGCCUACCUUCACACAUCCAAAACCAACUUUUAUUUCUUUAUUUUUUGACACCGAAUUUACUGAUAUGGGCAAAAUGACGUCGGUUAUUGUCGUAAAUUUUGGUAUCUGUAAAUUUUCGGUUUAUCACCCAGCCCUACUCCUGAUUUAUUACCGGGUAACUAGGAGUGGUCAUUCUCGUUUUUAGUAGUCCGUUGUAAACUCUGGGUUUUUAAAGGGUCCUCCUAUGUCUGCUGCAUGUUAUAGGCAUUUUCAGAUUGACUCAUUCUGUCGUUUGUUGUGUCUUUCCAAGCCUGCAGACCCAAACAGCUCAAAAAUUUGCUGCAAGAUUCAGUAAAAGCUUGAGAAACUAAAGUUUAUCAACAAGGCAAGUUUUCUUACAAAGCAGCGAUUUUGAUUGUCGCAGUACAUCUCAAGUUGAUUUUUAAGCAGGAUAUUAUGUUAUUUGAAGCACAGCUUUAAGGAUUUGAUGCCUUAAAUUAUGUUGGAUAAAAUUCCACAAUUUUUAAGUGUUUUAUACUGCUGAUUGUACAAAACAGAACAUGUAAAGCACUCAGCUCUGUAAUGAGUUUCCCAUAAUUAAUUCAUGUUCCCAUUUUUAUGAUGACAGUUGGAGCUUUUAUAGAAUUUCCCAUCAUGUCUCCAUCGAUUCCCCUAACAACUAUAGGCCUAAUGAGAUGACUGUCGUAAUAUAAAGCCGAUUGAGUGAACCCUCCUUCUUAGAAAGGCGACUAAUUGAAAAUGCUGUGAAUCAAGUGGUUCUCCAGAAUAACACAAUAACACAGUAGAUUAAUUAACUAUCAGCCACCUCAAACAAAAGUAAUUAGGAAGUACGGACCUCUCUGUCCUUCUUUUCUUAUAGCUCUCUCUCACAUUCAAGCCACAGCUCUCUCGAUCAUAAACCUCGGUGCGGAGAUUGAUCCCCGUGAAAUCCUUCUUGCAAUUGACUCAGCCUAAAUGACCAGGGAUUGCCAGACCGUAUUAGCAUACAGAGCAGCAUAAUUAAUAGUGACACUGUAAAUGAAAGUGUAAAAAAAUAGUUGAAGAAAGUUAGGAGAAAGCAAACAGUGAAUUGCUUGUCUCUCCGCAUGAAUAUUCUGGUCACGGCGCGGCUGUUCACCUUGCUUUUAGGGCCUCGUUUUAUUGGUGUAUGUGCUCUGUCAUUACCAGCGGAAUGAGACUGUAUGAUGGAAAUUGGUGGCAGACGGUUGUUAUAUUUAGGUGGCUAAUGAUGCGUGCAGCCAUGAGAGGGAGCAGAAGUAAACAACUAAUUUACAUGGUGUGACACAAUAGUCAUAGCUAUGUCUCCAGCCCCGGCUAGAUAAACGCAUUGCUUUAUGUGCGUGUGAGUGUUUUUGUGGUUGAACGAGGGUGCACAGGGAACGAACACAGCCCCUUGUAGCUGAUGUGUCUUUAUUGCCAUAGAAAACCCUUUUGCAUGUAGACCGUGCCCUUUCAGUGACCCUUGUUUUCUAAUGAGAUCACUAAAAUAGGUAAUGAGCGAGGCAUGCUGGCAGGAAGAGACCUGCAUUACAAAACAUGUCACAUUUUAUGGUAAUGCAGCUCAAUUGGAAGCACGCAGAGCAGAGGCAAAGAAUGAAAUAGGAUGCUUUGAUUGAAACAUUUCCCUCCUAAAUUAUGACGGUUUCAUUACAAAGAUAAAACUCUGAAAUUUAUAAGCCCUUACUUAAUCUUCUGUAUCUCCUCUGGUAUAGGAAGAAAAUGAGGAUUUAGGAAGCAUGACUUCAUAGCAGAAUAUAUGAGCCCAGAUAAGUGCCUCUAACAGAGAAACUUAUCUUGCUUUAAUGAUGAAACUUCCAUCACACAUUUCAGUCUAAAGCAGAGAAUCAAAAGACGCUCUGGUUUGAUCAUCCCUUCUCCCAGCUGUGAGCGCCUUUGGCACAGAUUGAGAUCAGUAACAUUUUACAUGGUACAAGUUUGAUUGUAAUCUGUUGUCAGACUCAUGCUGUGUAAUCCUAUUAUUAGUGCAUUUCAGAGGGAGAGAUUUACAGUCAGAUCCUUGUGUGAAGACGCAUCUAAUUAACAUCUUCAGGUUUGGUCUAUCCCCUGAUGGGCAUUGAUAGUGUUUCUUUUGUGUAAACUGACACUAUUUAUGGGUACAUAUGAAGUUCAAAGGAGUGCAUAUGAUAACUGGAUAUUCAUUAUUUUUGUUAGUAAGUUGCAGUUGUUUCUUUUUAUCAAGUAUAUUUUUUAUAAUAAUGAUAAUAACAAUCUGCCUAACAAAAGCAAUGAACUGGAGAUAUUGUUGAAGACUGAGCAAGCAUACUGUGGGUAUGCUUCAAAACAACUCAGACUCUUGUGUGGAUCUACCUGGCUUCACUCUCAUAAGAUCAGACAGAGAUGCUAAAGCUAGUGGUAAGAAGAAAGGAGGAGGUCUGGCUCUAUUUGUCAACCAGAGAUUGUGUAACUCUUUACAUAUAACUGUCAAGGAGAAGUUGUGUUGUCCAGAUAUUGAACUGUUGGCAGUUGCUCUUUGGCCAUAUUAUAUUCCAAUGGAGCUCAGUCAUAUCAUAACAAUACUUGUUUACAUACCACCUAAGGCAACGGCUGAAUUUCCAUGUGAUGUUCUCCAUUAUACUGUUGCCAGGACACAGACUCAACACCCUUAGGCACUUAUAAAACUAUCAGGAGGAUGAGAUUCCAGACAAAGAAAUUUCCCUGUGCAGAUCAAUAAAGUUCUUGUAUUGUUAUAAUGUUUAUUUAAAGAGGUAUUACAAAGUAUUAAAGCUCACAAUACAAGAGUAAACAGGGAGACAUACCAGAGACAUACCCUUCUGAAGAAGAAGACAAUACAACACAAAAUAAGGGUUGAAAUAAUAGAAGAGGAAUUAUAAAAGCAAUGGAUAGAAGAAACAACAAAUUAAAAACAACAAAAAUACUAAAUGAAUAAAGUUUUCAGAAGUGACCUAAAAGGAGACACUGAUGUAGUCUUUGACUUUGCAUAGUAGCGGGUGUUUUAAGUCUGUGGAUUUGAAUUUAGUCUUGCAAUCACAGUCCUGUUGUUUCGAUCUUCAUACCAUUUGCGCAACAUUUAAUGGCAGCUUUCAAAUCAAAUUCUUAUGAACAUUGAUGAAUUCUUGCUCUGUAAUGCUGUUUUGCCUUUGACAGUUAUCUUACUCUUUUUUUGAAACGGAUGAAGUUUAUAGGUAUUUCAUUUUACUUUACAAAGCUGUCUUUUUUGACUCUCGUUGGAGGCUGCAGGUAUGUUUCUAUCACUUAUAUUGACUCUGCAAGAUAACAAAAUGUUUAUAAAAAGAGCUAGCAUGUACAACAUGUUGUGCUUUUUAUUUGUCCUAACCCGAGAGCCAAAAAAUGUUUUCUGCUCUGUCAGACAGUGAACACAGUCUGAAGAAACUCUUGACAGACUAGCCUGUGGUGCUGUGAGGCUGAUUGCUCUCCCCAGGGCACAGCUAGUCCAGGUCAAUUCUGUCUGUCAUUGGAGCACUACCUAUCUGUUCUUCAUGUCAUUCAGGGCUAAACUGCUCUUCCUUCAACUGUCAAUCAAUAAAUGAAUCCAGGCCACUCAGGGCUAUUUGCAUUUUAACUCAGUGCUUUGGUUCCUCUGGGGCCAUAGAUGAGGAAAUCGCUGAAUGAUUAGUGGAUGGUGAUCGAAAGCUAGCUCAUGGGCAUGCACAGUGUUAUCUGAAUGCAAAUAUACCUCCAGCAGAAGUUCACAGAGAACUUGUUUACUGAUGUAAAGCAGUUCAAUGUGAUGGAUGGUUUUCAUUUAUUUCCUUUUGGAGUUGCAGUUUCAGUUAACAUUAAGAGGACUUAUGAAGUUAAAGUCGGCUCAAGUUCUGUCCCGCUCAUACAAAGUUUCUGAUGCUUGCGGGUCUUUUAAGUAAGCUUUCUGAAUCUUUGGUGAGAGAAAACUGUCCAGAGAUCACUGAAAAGUGCUGGUGUCAGCUGUAAUAUUAUAUUGGAUCCAGGAGUGUCUAUGUUUGUAAGAUAGUCACUUGAGGUUUUCUCCUAAUGAGUGACGGUCAGAGGGUUAAAUUUGUUUCUGAGACCAAAGUAGCUGAAAGUGUUCAAAAUAAAGACAACAGAAACUUUCUUCAAAAUUAGGGACGUCCUAGCACUGCGAGUAUUAUUUCCUCCUUGCAAGUUGUUUUGGUCACACAAUGCUUAGUUGAAUGGUUAUAAACCAGUUUAAUCAGGCACAAGCUUUGUCCCAAUCCAGAGGCUGCAGCCUUCAAAGUCAGUAGGCAUCAGAACGGCGUGUCGAAGGUUGUCCUAUUUCGAAGUGCCAGUACAAAUGAGAUGGAGGACUCUUAGACUGCCGAGUAAUAAAUCAUAGUGUUUGGUUUAACCCAAUAGUGAGCUGUAGAGUUUACAUAAAAAAGAUGCACUAAAAUUAACUGUUAUCUUUGAAAUGUCAGUGACGGUGGCUAGUUAGUGUGGUAGCCUCUCAUUGCCAAGUGAGGUGCCCCAUGACCCCAGUCUAAGGAUGAAAAAGCCGGUGAUGUAAGCAUAUAAUCCUCCAAAGGGUAGGAUGUCUCCUUUCUGGUUGGCCUGACUGGUUCACAUGACAUGAAGGCUGGGUCCUUCAAAAGCUGUGCCCCUGGACUGGGACUAAGUUAUAACUAAUGUCAAACUUUAUGUCCAAACUCUAGACCUAAAUACCGUCAGAACACACUGGGCUAUGAGACGCCAUCUUUCAUCUGUGCUUGUUUGGAUCUGUGUUUUAUUACAGACCUUGCUAGUGGCUUUGCAGGCUUAAAAUGACCAGAAUAUGACUUUUUUUACUUGGCUAGUAAUUUUUUCUUUGUGCCUUAAGUUUAAAAUAAUAAUAAUAAAAAUAUAUAAUGAGUGUAACAGCCAUUUCUGUAAAGUUGAUUUUGACAAAUGUUGCUCAAUACCACACACUGCACCUUUAAUACUGCUAUUAAAAACUGCAUAAUGGCUGAUCUUUUCUUUGCAGCAGCACAGCACAUACUACCUCACAAACGGACAUUUGCUUUGCAUUUUAAAUGAAAACUUACUCUCUUAACACUGAAGACCAGAAGAAAGUAUGUAAAUCAAGUAUCGAUUGGACACCUUUAUAAAAGCUUUUUCACUCGGCCCUGCCCUCUGUCUUGUUCCCACAAUGUAACCCCACCUCCACCAGCCCUCCAACAAUUUCAACUGAGCAGCCGCUGUUUAGUUUCCAACUCUUUGGAGACGACAUCGCACAGCCAGCGAUCAAUAGCCUCCCUGGCAGGGCGUGGAGGUGGCGACAUCAAUUACCGCUCGGAUCAAGUUGAUAAAGUAGCGUCCCUUUGGAAAUGGCACUUAGCUUCCUUGUCAUUGUGUACAGAAAGUAAGCUUUGCUACACUUAAACAAAGGUAUAAAAACACCUGAUGUGCUCUCAGACCAGAACUUUUUAACUUCAUACUGUACACUCUUUGUCAACUUAGUCAAACAGAGAAACAGUGAGAUCCAGUAAUUCUUAUCUUCUUAUCUGAACUUUGCUUUUUCAUUAAAGACCUGUAUGUACAUGUGUACUUUCUAACUGUUCUUUCAUUGUUUUAUUCAGUUCAAGAACUUAUAAUAUUAUGUACUCCGAAAUAAAAGUGUAGUUUGACAAUGAAGGACAUAGAGCAGCCUAAAAACAAGAUGCAAAAAGCAAAAUAAAAGCAUAAGAUUGAAAUAUUAUUAGGAAUGGAUUAUGAUAUACAAGUCAAUUGUGUUCAAUAGAAAAGUAAUGUGUUUUUUUUUUUUUUUUUUUUUUUACCUUCGUCUUGCCUUUCCUCAGUUUGACUGAUCGGGCUGUUUUAUUUUCUAUUUUUCAAUAAAUAUCACAAUUAUAUCAUCACUCCAGUAUUUUACGAUCUUCAUAAAAGGUGAUGAAAUUCUGAUAUCAAGACAGCUGUAACCUGAAAUAGAGAUUUUCUUUUGUUCUUGACAUUUUAAAAUAAACCUUUUAAAACUACAAAGGAGUGGGUCCCCCUUCAGAGGAGACUGACAUCUUGUACUGACAGGUUUCUACUGCAGGACAGAAAGGACAAACCACUAACAUCUGUAUUUUUAUGUGUAGUCAGUGGCCGUGUUAAGUCCACUGGUUGGAGGAUUAUUAUUUGUUUGUUUGUUUAUUUUUAUUUCAUGACAUGUAAAUAAUAAUAAUAAUGAUAAUGAUAAUAUUAAAAUAGAAUAAAUGACUAUUGUUAUCAUACACAAGUGGAGAGACUUAACAAUACAAUACAAUACAAAGCUGACAAAUAUGAAAAAAAUAUACAUAACCUAUGAUUAUUAUGAAAAAUGCAACAUAUUCCAAAAAUACCUGUAGAAUUGCCAACUUUGGAUGAAACAGGGGUUACAUUUUGUGUAUGAAACAGGAAGACUUUAGUGCAGUUCUCCAGAUUUUAGAAGCAGAUUUGGGGGGCUGUCAUGACAUGCUGCUUUAAUGCAUAAAGUGGCGGAAGGUAAACUUUAAUUGACAUUUAGUUUAAAUACCAGAGUUACAAAAGAGGGUCUCAGAUGAACACUUUAGUUUUAGAUCUACAGAUUCCCUUGAAUAAAAAACAUAUUUAUUUCAGCUUUUGAAAGGAGGUAUUUUCUAUUGAAACCCUCUUUAUAAAGGAACAAAGCUUCAGGUUUUUUUUGUAUUGUGCUUCAGAGCCAUCUUCAAAGGAUUUGCUUCUGUUUUGUGCUGCUUACCACAUUAGUAAUUUUAAAUGGAUUUGUGUAUAUUCUGAAAGAUAUGACAUUUAAGGAUUCUGGCUUUUAGAUUCCUUAUCCGUAAAGUCUUGUAAGUCAGGAUGCUGCAGGUCGUGGGGGAUUGCAGAGAGGGAGCUGACAGCAAACACGACCCCUUUUAAAAAGCAGAAAUGGGAUUGAUUCCUGUAGUCCUGUUGCUUAGCAACUGCAAAGCCUCAUUGAGAGAGAAUAUUGACCUCUUGUUGAUAAAGUCCAAUUACAUUUUUUCUCCACUCUGUAUAUCUACAGAUUUUAUAAUGCCGUAUUCUCCCCCCUCGGUGUGUGUUUAGUGUUUUGUUCUUUAAUAAAGCAGAGAAAGAUUGCCGUCUGAUCGUCACCUCCUGCUGCAGCCUGUGAAACAAGGUGAUCUUUGAAUGAGAUGACAUCAAACAAGGCAUGAAUUUUGCUGACAAGGACACUCAGUGGGACUCACUGUUUUUUGUUGCUAAUUCAGUCAAUUAGCAUGCUCUGGACCUCCCUCUUAGUAAAAGGCCCCAGAGCUGCCUCAAACAAAUUUCUAUCACCAUGAGAAAUGUAAUUUAACUGCAGCCAAAAUUGUUACGCCUGUUCCAGUGUGCCCUAAAAUGAAAAUUGAUUUCUAAAUUGUAUUAACAUUUUCUCCUCCUCUUGUUCUUUGCCCUCUCUGUGAGCGUAUCCAAGCUUAGCUGGGUGCGUGCUGUAAUUGCAAAUUAUCAAGUGCUAAUCGAUUUGUUCUUUCGGAGGCCUGUGGGUGUGGGUGUGAAGGAGCUCCGCAGUUUUUACGACUUUACUGUUUGGAGCUGCUGAUUUGCUCCUAGGUUGAGGCACAAUAAGCUGUUUGAUUAAGUGCUGCAAUAAAAGAGGCUGCCAUACUGCAUGUGUUUCUGAUAUAAACUAAUAAGAACCUUUUUUUUCUCACUUUCUCUCUUUAGAGCACGUCUGCUCCAUCAUCGCCUCCAUGCUGAGAAAUCUCAAGUCCCAACAGAGAAGCAGACUGCUCACCAAGUUUACAGAGAAUGACUGUGAGAAGGUUUGUUUUGGUCGUUUCUUGCCUGUUUAACACAACUCAAAGUUAAUCUAGACCAGCCAAGAUGCAUACAAAUUUGUCAGAUACUUUAAUGCUUCCCAGGCCCCACCCUGACAUCUGUACUGAUGUUACUUGGUAUAAUCUUUGAUUUCAGGUACCUUGGUCAGUAAUCUGCUCAUAAUACAGACACUUCAGUGUUGCAGAUUUGUUUUUGCUUUUCUUUCUGAACCAAUGGUAACUCUCCUUUAACUCCCUAUAGAUAUUGGACAGGUUAUUACUGACAAAAGUAGAAUAAAUAACACUAAAGAAAAAACGAAAAACAACAUUAACAAUUUGGAAAAAGGGAGAUAAUAAUUGGUCAUACACAAUGUCAGCUUAACUUCAAGCAAUAACUGGAUGCCACAAAGUUCAAUACCAAGAUGCAUGCACCUGCACUUCCCCACGCCACUGUAUAUAAUGGAUAUUUAACACAUACAGUCCUGAACUGUCCACUAAAAUACAACACAAAACUAUGAUACAAUACUCAGUCACUUAAUUACAUUCUUUUCAAGUGAGAGAUGACAGGCUGCCAGUGCUGGACCACCAACAGCAAAUUAAAAUUUUCUGACUUUAGAAGUGACAUUUUCCAGAUUUCUCCACAAGAGUUUGAUGAGCGAGCGAUGAAGACACAAAUGAAAUCUGAUAGUUAACAGUCAUUCUGAUGCCCUCGUACAUCCAGGGGCUUUUCAACCUUCAUAUCCAGAGCUGUGUAGCCUCAGCAUAGUUAGAUGCACAGUCCUCUCUUUCUUUUUUCACACAGCCCAUAAUACACCCUGUUGAUGAUUUCAUAUGAAAACUGAAACACAUUAGAGAUACCAGUACAAAUAAACUACUGCUUACAAAUUCCUUUAGAAGAUACACAGUCACGAUAAUCCCUAUCACGUACCGUUUUUUGACCAGAUCUUAUUGUGACAGUGUGGCUUAUGCUCAGCAAGCUAAACAAUUUAAAACUGCAUUUACUUUUAGAGCAAUUUUGAAAUUAAAACUGACAUUUUUGUACUGGUUUGUGAUCAGAACGACUGAUCAUGAAAACCAGAGUCUGUGAGUCUUGGAGUCUUAGAGUCCUAGAGUCCUGGACCUUUACGUAUAUAUAUCCAUGUUUAUUUGAUUAUUAUACAGCUGUUUGCUAAAACAACAUCAGUCAUACGUAUUUACCAUAUUUCUUAUCUGUCAUAUUGUAUACUGAUACAUGAAGACACUUUCUUAACUAUCAUGAAAUUAUUUGUCUAAUUGCAUGUGAAGCUCUUUAUAUUUCAGGAUUGUGUUAAUACUGAGUCGCUAAAAUUAGAGCAGAUUAUAAAUCAUUUAGGAGAUUAUUUACUGUUUGAAAUAGAAACCUUUUUUUUUUUUUUUUAAUGGCUUCAUAAUCACACACUGCGUCUAGCAGAGUAUUUCACAUUCUUAUCUUAUUUUUACUGGAGGGUAAAGCCAAGAUAAACAGAUUCAGGUUCAUAUUCAGGUCACUCAGUGAGCCGUCAGUAUCUGCAUUAUUCUCUACCUGUGUGUGUGCUACAUGCUGCUCCAUGUUUCAGAAGUAAGUGAUUAAAAUGUGAAACCUGGCAGCUGAGCAGCUAUGUCUUUCUUUAUUAUGCUGAGAAUAUCCACACAGAUCAAAAGCCGUCAUCAUAAUCGUUGUGUUUCUGAGACCAAUUAGCAGGAUACAUGUCAUCUGACGUAGAAACCGCCUGCUAUGCCAUGAAAGUGACGUCUCUUGCUGUCUUUUCUAUAAUUCACCUUAAAUGUGUGAUAAUUUCAUGUUCAUAUCUAUGUGCUCCAAUUCAUAAUCACCGUAAUGUAAUUUUUAAGGAAGAGAAAUUUAUGUGUAAACAAUGAUUCCUACAGGUUCUAUUUGCCCUUCAAGUCUCAUUUUGUUGUGCCUCUUUCUUGUGCUCUCUCCUUCCUCUUUCCUCUCCUGUCUUGUUUUCCUGUUGCGUACCCUCUGUCUGCCUCCAUUUCAUUCUCUCUGCAGGUUGAUCGGCUGAUGGAGUUGCAUUUUAAGUACCUGGAGGCUGUUCAACAGGCUGACAAGAGGAUCGAAGGAGAAAAACAUGUAAGCACCUCUCCUUUCCCCUCCAUCCUUUAGUCCUUCAGAUCCUCUCUUUCUCUCAGGCGGUCUCUUUGUCUCUACUCUGUCCUUCUCUCUUGUUUACACUGACUUCAUAUCAUGCAGCUGGUUGCAUUGAUGUGUUCAAAUGAGGCAGUGAGGUUGACAGCCUUGCUUUGUUGGCCAGUGAUUUUGAAAUUCAUAUUUCAUAUACAGCUAAAUUUAAUUAAAGCAGCGAUUAAAAGCAAUUUAAUAGAAGCUGACCCUGAACGGGCCGGUCUGAAGCUUGACGAUUGCAAGCCUGAGUCCAGUCCAAAUCAGGCCUUACAAUUAAGUUGUAGCAUUAACAAAAACAGGCUGUGUGAUCUUACAAACUUUCACUCAUUAUUAGUAUCAGCUAGCUUUUUCAAAAGCCACCAAGCAUUAUCUUUACAGUUUAUUACACACUAAUGAUAAUACAGAGCAAGAAGAGAGCAGACAGCAGCUGCAAAACAAUUGUGCAUCAUUAAACUGCAACCACAAUUAGUCCGUAAUGCAGAUAAGGCUGCUGGACUUUAUAAAUGUGAUCCAUUUCUGCAUGUAAAUUUUCAUUAAACUUAUUUUUCUGCAGAUGACAGCAUGAACAUGACAUGUGAGUUCCCAGACUGUCUUGCAUGGAGUCCCCUCCCCCUGUUUUAAAACAAAGAUGAUUAUAUCUAUCUGUGGAGGCUGUGUCGUGUAGCAUGGCUUUGGUGCUCAAAAUGGUAGCUUUGAUACAACAGGACACAAUUACUAAGUCCUGCGGUGUUGUUUAUGCGCAGGGUGAAAAUCCUGUUAUUGUCUCUCAAGCCUUAAUACUUUAAAGAUAGAAAUGCAUCUUAGAAUUAUUUCUGGUCAAAGGGGCCUUUCCUUGAAAGAAAGGUCUAUUUCAAUUUGGAUCAUUUUUGUCUUGUCAUGUUGCAGCUUAGAAAUACCAGUUCUUAAUAUCAGUCUUUGGAAAUGUCAACAUUUAUUUAUUGAUAAUUUGUUUAAAAAUUAAGAUUUUUCCUGUAGCAAAAAAGAACAGAACAAGUGCAUUAUUCCCUGAAUCAUAUACUUUUUACGGUAUAACUGACAGUGUCUCAAAGCUACAGAACACAGAGGCAGAUGUUUGGCAUGCAGAGCAGACUCAUCAAAAAUUGGGUAGAUAUACUCUAUAGUCAUGCAGAGUGAGACUUAGAAGUCAAAUGUAGACCUGCUGCAACAAAAGAACUCAAUAAUAAUCAGUUUUCUGCAGACUUGUUUUUUUGAGUAAGUAAGCAUGCUCACAUGGUCUAGUACAUAAUGCAACAGACACAGUCAGUCCACCAGCAGAAAACAUGGAGAAGCCACCAGUGUUCCUAGUAGACCGUAGGACACGUUAAUGACACGAGGAGUAGAAGUAUCCGUUAUGUUGAAUGGAGAUUGUCCAAUCACAUAAAUUUUAUAAUAAUGCAGAUAAAGUUUUACCUCACAAUUGACAGCUUAUCUUUUCAAGAGUUUUACUACACAUACUUUUCUCCCGAGCCGGCGUUGCAAUGACUCACAGGAUUGUAUACUUUCUUUGCCUUUCCUGUCGAUGUCGAUAAAGAUGUUGUCUAAUGAUCAAAUUCAUAAGACAGACUUGGACCAGCCUCACGUACAGCUCUUAGAGUUGUCGCUGUUGGAGGUAGAAAAUCAAAAAUAGUACAAUGGUGGGAAUAACGAUUUCAUCCAUGUUUACACCAUUUAAGACCUGCGCUUUUCAACGAGUUGAUGUCAGAUGCCCACUAGCCUAAGGACCAAUCAAUGUAAACUACAAAGCAUGCAAUUGAGGACAAUAUCAUGUAAAGUCUGUUAGUCCGCUUGCAAUAAUGACAGUGUGAAACCUAAAUAGACCGAACCAAAUGUAUUUAAUGUAACAAAAACACAGACCUUGGUUCUUUUCUCUAAUCAAACAAGAAAUUAGUGUUUUCACACAUUUUCAAUCAGUUAACUGUUUCUGAUUAAUUCCUAAUUGCAUCCAUUGCCAAUCCCUGGUUACAACAAGUGUUGCUCUUGCAAAAAGAUACCUGGAUCCCCUUUUCAGCACUUACCUGGGGACUCUCUUACCACGGACAGUUUUUUUUAAACCCCAAAUUGGCUUUUUUUAAAGAACAGAAGCAGCAGGAGUAGGACCUUUCUAUCAGAUAUCCUGAAGUAAGAGUAAAUGUGGACUUUUGUGUGACCCCACAUCCCACAUUCAUGGUUUUAUUCUUUGCAACGAGCUACAUUCAAAUUGCAUUAUAGAUAUCGGGAUAGCGAACACAAUCCUUGUAUAAACGGUUUGGAUAUGUGAUCAAAACGUCGCCUCUUUUUGGGGAGAUAAGAUGUGCGGCUCCACACUGUGUCACAUCCAAAGCCAUGAGGGAAGAGACUUAAAAAAAGCCAUCACAAUCCUGCUGAUAACAAUAUGACAGUUUACAGAGGAAGGCUUGAUCGCUGUGUGUGUGAGGGGCCUAUUGAGUGGACCGUGUCUGUGUGUAUGUGUGUGUGCGACAGUGUGUUGAGCUGUGGGCUAGACAGACCGAUGGAGGGAUACAGAUAGUGGUCAGGCGGGGAUAAUGGCUUCAACAGAAAAAAGAGAGAGAGAGAGCAAGCAUCCUGUCCUCAGAAAGAGAGGAAGACAAGGAGAAGGGCAGACAGGGAUACUGCUGAGAGGAGGAACAGUUAACAGGAGCUGAUGGUUAAAAGGGGAAAUGCAAGAGAAAGAGGAGAUAAUUGGUGUGAAAAUGGGAAUUAUGGUGGGGAGGGAGGUGUGGGGUGAAGUUGGUAAGUGUGAGAUUCCUAUCUAAAGAUGACUGAAGAUUAAUUUCUCAGACAGUCGUCGUGAUGAGAUUGCAAUGAAAAGGCCAGACAGUUUGACAUUUUCCUCCCUCCCUCUCUUUUUCAGCUUUUCUCUCACUCUGUCUCUUUCCUCUGUGGCUCGCUGGUCUCUUCCUCUGGGUUGGCAGAUGUGUGACUUUGUGAUACUCUGGUGAUAAGAAACCUCGUCUAUGUGCGCUACUAUCUUUUUAAAGCACAAGGUUAGACCAUCACCAGCAUCGAGACACACUGUGAGUCAGGCCCACAUGAAGCAGGAGGUGAUAAAACAGCUUUUUGUGGCCUUAAUCAUUUAAACGAAUGGUGGCCUUUCCAAAAAGGUGUGAUAUCUAAUAAACCCUUUAUCUCCUGGUUGCUCAAGCAUCAUGCCAGCCUUCUCCUGCCUGUAUCGGGAAAACUUACAUGGAAGUUAAUGUGUUUUCUAUAUAAAAAAUAAGUUCACACUCUUGUCCUCUUAUUCAUAGUGAAAAAUAGCUCUGAGAUGCUGCUACAUUGCAGAGCCAAACUUACAACAAACAUAAAAAGAAGCUUCACUUUGAUCUAACGUCGCACUUCUAUGAAGUUGUCGUACUCAGAGCAGACAGACAAGAAGAUAAAUUGGACAGAAUCAAAGAUUUUCUCUUGUUGUCAAAAUCUGGUGCUUUCAUCACCCAAAAUAUAACUCGACUGAUGACAGUUAGAUUGUAGGUUCAGGCGUGUUAUGCAUCUUUCCAUGAGCCUAAAGACCAGGAUGUUCUGAUGAGCAUUUUUAUCAUGCUUUCAGACAAAAGUUUUUACAGAUGAUGCCAUUCUAAAUGGAAAAUAUUUGUUAGAUGCACCUCUUAACUUGUUUCUUUCAAAUCAACUGAAGUUGUUAAAUGCUUGAUUCUGAUUCUAAUUGGCUAUCAUGUUAGUUAUCAAUAACAAAAGCCGGAACUGAGGGCUGAUCUGGACACAUGUGCCAAAUCAAUCAUAGAGUUAGAGUGACUCUACUCUUCCUGUUGACAAUGUGACAAAAAGAAAACAGUCAUGUUUCGCUCAAUAAAUAUCCAUCUCCAAAAUUAAACCAAUUCUAUCACAAGCGAACCUGGAAAAACUCAUAUGUGCACCUAUUCCCUAGAUUACUAUUAGAUCACUGUAACUCCCUCCUUUCUGGUAUCACCCAUAGAUCUCCUUCUCUCUUGCCUCCGACUCAUCCAGAACGCAGCAGCUCAGCUUCUUAUUGGUUUUAACAGACAACAUCGCAUCACUUUUACAGGUGGGAUGGUCAUCAAGAGCGAUAAACUUCAUAGUUGUUUUAUAAAGCUCUUUUUCCUUUGGGAGGUUAAUCUUGUAUUUUGUAGCUUUGUUGAAUGACAAAAAAAGAAGAAAACAGGCUGCUAACAGGUUUUCUACUUUGUCGUUCAUUCUUUCAGAAACGAGGCUGUUAAGGAUGACAGUUGUUGAGAUGUACCGUUUAAACUGGAAGUGACUCAGAAGUGUCGUUUUGCUCACCCUCUCAUCACCUGUUCACACUUCCAAAUAAUGACAUGUUUGGAGCUCAUUGUAUCACCAACCAUACUACUACUGUAUAUCUGCAGAAAGUUUCACACCUGCUUGUACUAGGGCAGUAAAGUCCUAGCGGACUUAAUGGACAAUACCUUCUGAGUCGACCAAAACUCUGAUUGGUCGACUCAUUUUUUUCAGCGUCAAUUUACAGUCGAUGGUUAAUUUCAUCAGGCGGAACGUACCGAGUGCUAAUGACAGUGUUUUAGGCUACGCCGCGCUGCAUCAACCAUUAGAGGGGUUUGCCGUCAGAGUUUGGGAAUAUCCCCUCCUAUAGCCCUAGCUUGUACAAUGACAACAUUUUAAAGCUCUAUCUGCAGAUACAAACUUCCAGCUGAAAAUAUUGUGCGUCCAUUUAUUUUUGGGUUUGCAAGUUAUUCUUCUUCAGAUAAAUGUAGCUGAUGAAUACUCAGAAAUGCUUCACACUGUGUGGGAUAAUCUAUUAAAUAAUUAGAGUAAGCCUCAUUUAAGUGGACAGAGAUUGCUCAUCAUAACCCUUCAGUAAAAUGAUGACAGGUUAUUCAUCUGUAUCUAAACUUCACCUGAAUGAAGCAGAAAUCAUCUGAAAGUUUCAGACUUUACCUGGGUUUAACAGAGUUGAAGUCACAGGUGUGUUUUUUCAGUGUAUUGAUUUCUUUUUACAUUUGUUGACUGUCAUGUAAACUUUAGCCAAACAUCCCAAACAGGGUCUCCGUACCUUGUGCAGCCCAACAGAUUGAGGAAAGAGCUGCAGUUUUAUUCCUCCUCGUGCAAGUCUUGUACUAAAAACAGACUGAUGAUACUGUGAGUGUGUAUAAAUUGAAGCCUCCACCAAAUGUCACAUUAUGUUAAAUAAGGUGAUAAAGACGCCAACCCAGUUCUGUCCAGCACCUCGGCUGAAUCAGCUGCUGUCAGCAGCCACAUUUUAUCUCUCUCUGCCGUGCCUUUUGGUUUCCUCUAGUUAAGCCUGUUUUUAAGGAGCGCUAAGCAAAAUGUUUUUCCUCUGCAACAUAUUACCCGCAGAUUUCUCGGGAGGAUAGCAAAGAAAAAGCUGCUGCUGCUUUUUUCCGUGCGUCUCUAGCCCGUCCCUUUUUAAUAAGCUGCUUAUUUUCAUCCCACCUUGGUAUCUCUCUUUUCUCCUCUCACUCUAUCCUUCUGAUUUCCUCCUCCAAAGCUGCUUUUCCCAUCCUGCUAUAUUUCUUUUUUCUAUCUUCUUUUUCUCCCCAUCGCUCAUCCCUCUUUUUCUGUCUUUUACUCGACCCCAUCAUUGAUCAUUUUCAUUUUUUUGUUGCGUCCUUUCUGCAUCUUACUCUCAGCUCAUUCACAGCUGUUCUUCUCUCAUUUUUAACUCCGUCCUCCAUUUUUGUCUUGCCUUCCCUUUUUCACAUCCCCGUCCUCCCCUCUUUUUCCUUCUUUUAAUCCGUCACUCCCUUGCACCUUCACCACGUCCUUCCUUUCCUCUUCUUUCUUCUAUUUCUCCUUCAAACCCAAUACAACUACUUUCCCCCCUCUCUCCUCCUGCCAAACCUCCCCUCUGCUCUCAGCUUGUUGGUAACUCCUCUUGGAGAUUGAUGAAGCUCAGCACAACACGGCUGAGGCCGACCUCAAUACUAUAAAAUGCCUGAGUGCACUCUCCUAGCACCUAAGCACCCAGUUACUCGCAAUGUUUUUUUUUGUGUGUGUAUGUGUGUGUGUGUGUGUGUAUGUGUGUGUGUGUGUGUAUAAGUGUGUGUUUUUGUGUUGAGAGUGUACAGCAGAAAUAGGCUGGCUUAGUGUUGCUGACAGUAGACUUUUUUCUUUAACAAAGUCUGUGAAGUUUGUGGAUUUUGCACCUGGAUGUGAUAUAUUACGUUUUUUCUUUUUAUGUCGUCCCAAAAUAAACCAACUGUCUCUCUCUCUCUUUAUCUAUCCCCUUUUUCUCAUUUUUCCUCCCUAAUUCUCUCGGAAUUUGUCAGCGAACAGUUGUCUCAAGUCUUGCUCAAUUCGCUCAGUUUUUUAGAUUUGUCACUCCUAAAUCAACCACCUGCCACAAUUCUUUAAAUUUUCACUUAUUCCUUCAUUUAUUCAUUCAUUUCGUGAGGACAAACCAGAAAAAUUGGGUUCCAGGACUUCCUGCUCUGUCAUUGAGAACAACAACAUUCGUUAUAAGAGGUUUUGACUCUUAAUCUGCUGGAGAUGGUUAUUUGCAUAAUCCUGUUUAAACUGAUCUAAAAUAAAAACAGAAUAUCUCAAGCAUGUCUCAGUAAACCUUUAUGUCACACUGAUUUAAGGGAUAUGGGGUUAUGUAUUCUGAGUCCUCUGCAGAAACAGCAAAAGUAGGCGCUGUUUUAUGAUUACAGAUUUGUCUAUUUAAAAAAACACCCCCGCACCCUCCAAGAUAUUGGAAAAUAAGCAAGGCUGGGAAUUAACUUUUACCCGGUCACACUGGUGUUUGAAACUUCUAAAAGUGAGGGGCACCCACUGAAAAUUAAAGAGAAUGAUGUGGACACAGUGUCACCUGCAGCCUCCAUCGCUUUAGCUCUUCAGUGAACCAGGGAUGUUCUGAAGAGACUAAAUUUCUCGUUGUAUAAAUGGAAAUUUAAAUUCUGACUUGCCAACUAGUCUAAAGGUAAGAAAAAAUCAGCAGAAAGUCAAAAGUGAGCACAAUUGAUUUAGUAUGACUAAGCAGAGGACAGGAGUCCCCCCUGCAUGGUAACGUCCACAUGCCUGUGCUCGUUUACGUCACUCCUGUUAAGUUUACCAGACUAAAACUUUAUACAACUUCAUCUCUUUGUUUUUAAAUCAAGAUAUGCCAGACCUAGAUGUGCUGCAAGAUGGCAUCAAAUAUCAGUGCUUGAGUACAACCAGAUGGUGGUCGGAUGGCAGGUGGCUGCACUUUAGCUCCUACACAACAUAAUCAGUCAGUCUUUAUUUAAAAAGCUCCAAUACAUUAAUUUAUUUUCCUUUUUCAGAGCAGCAUAGGCUAGCUAUUCAAACUCUCUGUCACUCACCCCAAAUCACUGACUUGUCUUUGUUUUUGGUACAUCUAUAUUCACCACUUUACCAUCACCAUCACCAACCUCAGGUUUUACAUUCCCCAAACUAUUAGGCAGCUUUCAUCUUCUCUCCAUCUCUUCUAAAUCUGUGCCAGUUGGCCAGCUGUAACAUGACAAUAAAGUGCAGUGAAAGGCAGGAAGGUAGUGAUUUCCUUGAUGAUGUUUACUGCAUCAUCCACCGUCCUGUUUGCACGAUUGGCAAACUGCAGCGGGUCCAACAGGGGAACUGUGAUGUCCUUCAGGUGGCUCAAAACUACCCGAAGGUGAAAAAGGAGAUAUAAUUUCCUAUUACCUUCCAACUGUUGGGUAAAUGUUUGCUCAGGAGCGAAAUUUAAGUUAAACUGUUUCUGUACACCCUCACAUUUACAUAUCAGCACCUGUGUUAAAUUGGUGUUGGUGCAGUUAGUGGCACUCUUACUUAGGUUUUUAUACUCCUGUCUGGCUCUUUGCUUCAGUCAUUUUGGCUAAAAGGAUCUGGUGGUAAAAAUGGUAAAACUGUGAUAGUAGUGAAGCAGGAGCUCAGUUAAACAUUUAAGAAAGCAAUCAUGUCCUUGUCCUUUUCUUUAACACUAAAAUUCUCUAAAAGCUGCAGAAGCCUGCAGAGUUACCGCACAGAUAACUGAAGACAUUUUACCAGAAACAUAUAAUCAAACGUUGAAUGCACUUGGGCCCUUAGAAGGACAAUAACCCAGAGUGCAUUUCUAAUGCAUCCCUUUGCGAACAGUGAGACACGUAAGUAAGAUUUAUGCUUCAUCAGAUGUUUUUCAAAACAGUAUUUUUCAUUUUUAGGAGACAAAACACUUUGAAGAUGAAGACAAAGUGGUUGCUUCAGCAGAUGCACAUUUUGGGACUGUUUCCACUCAGUGAAUCCCUCACAGAGAUUCGCCUCAGAAUUAAUAUGACCUCUCAGAAGAACGCAGACAAAACAGUUUUCCAACUUUUCAAAGUCUGGAAAGACUCGAGUAGUCACUGGAUGAUGUUAGUUAUACCUCCCUCCUCCUGUUAACACAGUCUGUUCUGCUUUGGCCCACUUUGAGAACAGACUCAGAUUUUGUAUGCCCUAAGCGCAGGGCUGUUCUUCUUUAGGGAGAUUAUCAUAAGUUGAAAUCAGCAUGUUGUCUCUAACUUUCUCAAAGUUUCAUAUUUUCCUCUUAAAGUUUUCCUCAUUAUCAACUUCUGUAUCUUAUUUUUUUAAUGAGGACAUCUAACCUCUCUCUUCCUGGUGUUUGCUUAAGCCUCAUAAAAAGCAUUAGUCACACACACACACUGAUGCAUUCACAGUCACAGUGGGUUUUGGCAAAAUGCUGACAAAGAAAUCACUUAAAUUUUGCAGGGAAGUAUCCCAGCACAGAAUUAAGAACAGGAAUAACAACCAGCACCCACAGACAAAGUCCUCUUUGCAGAGACACACUCACUGUUCUUGCACACAUUAUACACAGGCACACACUCAUACAUGCUUUCUUACAUGCACAAUAACACUCAGACUGAACCCUCUGUCCUCCAUGAAUCAUACACACCUGGACGCACAAACACGAUGCAGCUCAGUUACAGUGAAGGGACUGAGACUGAAAAUCACUGCUUAUUACUUUGUCUGUACUGUAGCCAGGCUACCAGGCUCCCCUGAGGUUGCAGUAAUUGACUUGUCCGAUCCGUCUUUUCAACACGUUUUUCUUCCUCCGCUUCUUCUGUCCAACGUUUGCCGGAGGGACGGAGCUGCCACACAAAAGAUAUUGGCCGCAAUGUCAAAACUCUAGAGUGGACAAAACUGUGCUGCUGUAAUGAAUACUGCCUCGCUGCCGGCGUCAGCUCAGGUUUAAUAUCCCAAAUGUCCACUUCCGCUGCUCACAAUAAUGAAUAUUUAAUGCACUUGUCAUGCUCCAAAACCCCCCGCUCCCAAUGCAGAUUCAAAGGUCUGGCUUGAGUCAUCAUGCGUCUUUCCUCUGUUUCAUUACUCUGUGGCCCCCCUGGAGGGAGCAGCGAUUGACUUUUCUGGACCUCAUUAGAAAAUGUUUGUCUUUCUCUCUGUUUUUGACAUGUCCACUUGUUGCUAUAGAGGAAUGAUGUGGGCGGAGUUAUUGCAGGUGGAAAGAUUUUGCUGAGGACGCCGUUUUUCACAGCGUUGGCUCGUCAUGCUGGGCUGUGAUUGGCUAGAAAAGUUGAUAGUUCAGUAACUAGGGGUUAGGGUUAUCAUGAUAUUAUCACGAUACUUUGGCAACGAUACAAUAUUAUUGCGAUUUUUAACAUUUUGUAAUACAACUAGUAUUGCGAUACAAUAUAUUGCGAUUUAUACAAUUUUUUUUAACUGUUUAGCUAAUUUAGCAUUUACCUUUCCUUUAUGUUUGUCUUAUUUACACUGCAUUUUAUUUUCAUGUAGCACAUCUUACAAACCUUUUAUAUAUUUGUUGCACCAACUUUCUCCUGCUCUAUGAUGUCCCCUCUGCCAACCUCACUGGACAAACCAUUGAUUUUAUUUUUGCAUUAUCAUAGAUUUCACUUAGCAAUUCAUUUGAAAAAUCAAUACUUGGUAAAUGAGAUGAUACGAUAUCUCACGAGACAAAAUAUUGUGAUACAAUGCUGUAUCUAUUGUUUCUCCCACCCCUAUCACUUACAAGACUUUCUCCCAGAUACCCAUUUCUAUCCCAUGAGGAAAGUACCUCCUGUCGAUGGCUUAAACCUUUUUAUAAUGCUAAAGGUUGAGUUGUGUUUACAGUUUGGUUUAGGCUCCAAUACUUUACAUUGCAGUAAAAUAGCAUAUGGGCACCAAACCCAGAACACCAGCAUUGAUCUCCUGCAGGCUCCAUGUAAAGAAAAGACCUUGAGGCAAACUUUGGGCUAAGCAUUGAGGCAAUGCAUACCAGCCAGUCUCAGCAGCACAGUAGGACGGGGUAAGGCAGCAUAUCAUUGGAGUGUAAAAUAAUGCUUGUGAAAGUAAAUAUCUUACAUGAGAAAGCCCUCAAGGCUUACAUUACUCCUUGCUAAGUUGAUCAUUAAAUUUGCACUUUGAUCUCUUCCGUCAUAUAUAAUUUUUUGCAUCUACAUUAAUCCUGUUUGAAGGUGAGGGGGAAAAAAAACAUUUAUUUGGUACUUUCACCCUAACUCUUGCAUUAUGUAUGACAUAAUCCAGUCGUGUAAGCUUACCGCAGCAGGGUUUACUCAGACUGCGUUACUGUGAGUGUGUAAGAGACGAGGAACACAAGUUUUUACGAAGACUCCUCAAGAUAAACCAGGGCAAACCAGAUUGAAGCUUAUUAUGAAUGAAAUACUUUGUCAUGUUGUGUACACUAGAAAAAAGUGUUGAAGACUGAUUAAAAACUGACUUUAUUGCCUUUGAAUCUGUUGUGUCCUGAUCUGGCUGCCAGACUUACCUGCUUCAUAGAGUUUCAGGCUUUAUAUUGUCCAGGUAGAGUUCAUCUGAUUCAGUUCACAUCAGGCUAAACAUAACAUCCAUGAUGGGAUAAGAUUGAGAUCGAGACUGGUCAGUUUUAUAUUGCAUGAUGAAUGUGCCAUAUUGACCGGCGUUCAGGCUUAAGAUAUUGAAAAUAUUGAUAGUGAUUUUUUUUGUCUGAGGUCUAAGAGUGUGUGCAUGUGAACCUCUGGUUGUACAUGUGAUCUAACCAAUAUCAGGCCACAACAGGGAUCAGUGUGAGAGUAUAGAAGCAUGACAAUGGCAGGGCUGCGUUAUGGUGUCGGUGCUGUGAAGAUGCCCAGCUCAAAUAGCAUAUCCCCAGAUGAACUACGCAAUCUUUGUACACUCAUCGGCUGUUUCAAGUGUCAAUCAUAGAAAACAUGAACCCCCUAAUAACUUUUAAAAAUUAAGCUGCACAAAAAAAAGAGGACUUGAGCACAAACCAGUCUGACAGUAACUACAUGUCAACAUCGCAAGCAAGGGGGAGAAAAAUGUAUAUUCUGUGUAAUUAAUUUCUAAAGUUUGUCCACAGCUCCUUGGGGUUGUUGGAGGAGGAAGGAUUUAUGACCUAUACUGCAGGCCGUCACCAGAGGGUGCUGUUCUCGCGUUGGCGUCACCCAGUGAGGAGGCAGACGGAGCCCAUUGUACAAAAUAUUCCCAUUAGCAACUAAAUUAUAUCAUGCAAAAUUAAAAUAAGUAGGGGUAGCUCCAUAUUUUCCUUUUUUUGAGUUUGUCAUUACUGACACACUGCAGUGACCUGAUUUCCAUCAGUCCAGUUCAUGCACCACAGACCAAGAUUAUUUCACAUGGUAGGUUUUUCCUCUACCAGACUGGCACCUGUGGUUAAAAGAACUUGGAUAUCCAGAAACUGAGUCACCCAAGCCCCCUCAGAAAUGGCCUCCAGGUCUGCUUUGCUGUGCUGGAGUUAUGAGGUUAAAAGGAAAUUGACUUCUUCCUUGUCUGAAACUAUGAGAGACAAAGAAAAAGUUUGUUUUGCACAUCUGAGUAAACGCAGAUUUUGCUUUUUACUCUUCCACAGUGAUGACAUGUAUUUAAUAUGUCCUAUCCGUGCACUCCUAAGACCUACAUCCUGCACAGCGCUGAAGUUGGAUUGUGAGAUGUGUGCAACAUUGCUGCAAGCUAAUGUAUUGACUCAGAAUAAUGAGCAGAGUUGUCCUGGAAACAGAGAUAAUGUAUUUUUCCUACAGAAAAGAGAGGAAACAUGGUUUACAUUAAAACAGCUUUGUUUCAAGUUGUGCAUCUUUAAUGGGUGUUAGUUGACAGCAACAAGGCCAAGCUCUGGGACUCUUUCACAAUGUGAUAACGCUCCACUUUGUAAUAAAACUGAAUUCUGGGACAAUGUUUUACCCUGAGGACACAGAAGAGACAAAUGGCCUACAUUCAGUGGCUUUAUUAAAGGUUCUGCUUUUAAUUAUCUGCUUUGUUUUGCAACUUUAACAGGCUACAGUUGACAUUGUGUAGUUUGGCUUUGUUAUAAAGUUGUAUCUACUUGUCGUAUCUCCUUACAGGGUGAAAUUAUUAAUGCAGCGUGACAUCCUGCUUGUAGACUGAAAGGAUAUGACAAAAACGAACGUGUUGUUUUUUAUGUCCCAGCACUACAACCUGCAGCUCAUACGCUUCCCUAGAACAGCCUGGGUAAUGCGGUCCUCAGGAGUCGGCCUCUGAUUGAGGCGUGUUAAUGAGCUGAACUUCACAGCCAUAAUUGGGUUUUACAGUGUCAUUGAUCUUUAAGGACAAGGCCUUUUGAAAGUUUUAAUUUUCUCUGAGAUUAAAUCAUUGGGAUGUAAAUGUCAUGUGUGGUACCCUUUAGCUCCACGCUGAAAGCUAUUUGUUUUCAUUAGCAACGCCUUGAAAAGUUGCCCUUUUUCCUGAUUUACUGUGUCACAUUCUGUAACACGCUUUGCUUCUUUCUCACGUCGGACCGGCCUUACUCGAUGAAAGCAAUAAAGAUAAAGUUUACGGUCUUGUAAGUCUUUAGGUACGAUGUUACUGGACAAACUUGGACAUUCACUCACUCUCUUUAGAUGAACCAGACAGGAUGAUACAACUCCACUGGGACAUGUUAACCCUUCACCUUGGAGAAGGGAUGCGAUGAUGAAAAACACAGUGAUAGAAUGAUCCCGUUCAAGAUAAUCAAUAACAUGAAACUCUCCACUCAGUUAUGAAAUAUUGCUUUAACUUGAUUGGGAAUGAGGGAUGCUGAUCCCACAGAUGUUGCAUCCACGGUUUACCCUUGAGAUGCCACUUUUUUAGGGCAGGUUUUGCUGACAGGGGAGCUGUCAUAUUCGAUAACUCACUCUUGGUGUACCUGAAAUGCUCCCACACUGCCGACUUCCCUCAUUUCUUAAGAGGAUACAGAACUUUGCAGCGCUGUCCCUUUGCUAUAGUUAAACUAAUGUAGCUUAGCCUCUGAGUGUCUAGACAGGCUGGUGCACCUCAGGUUUUUCUUUGUUUUCAUUCUGUGCAGGUUGUGCUGCAUGUGAUGUACCAGGCUCUUUUUGAGAGGAGCACUUGGUGUCUAUACAAUUAAAGAAGCACAAUAUGUCAAAGUGCCUUCAGUCUUAACUCUUGUUUAUAGCUGCAUCCCCUCUUUGUGGAACUUAGUUUUCUAUUUGCUGCUAUGAAGAGCUUCCAGGAGAAAAAAAACGUUCUUAGAAAUUUUUGCUCUCACUUAUAAUAUGUUUUUCAGGGUAAGAAAUAGAUAAAUAUGAUAUUAUAAAAUUAAACACCUGAAAAGUCUUCUGUCUUAUAAGGCUGUAAUCAACCAAAGAAAUUCUUGGUCAACUAAAACCCUGAAAUUUCUUACCAAAAAUUAACUAACUCUAACCGCAAACCCCUCUGCGUGGGGGACUAUGUUGCUCGGCGGAGCAAAAAUAUACGGGCAUGGAUGGUAGAGGACGACUCACAUACAUACUGUUGAAAUGCUCAAAAUAAAAAUAAAUACUUAGCAAACCACCGGACAUUGAGUAAUGUGAACGCUUUACAAUCUCCCUGUCCCUAACCGGUCUCCAGUUGUUUGGGCAAAUCCAAAAUGGUGAAAACAAGGUUGUUAUCUGUGAAACGGGGGGAAAACCAUAGACUGUAAAUUGACACAGAAAAAAAUUGAGUCGACCAAUCAGAACUUUGGUCGACUUAGCACAGGUUGGCCUAAAAGUCGACCAGUCGACUAGGACUUUACAGCCCUACUGUCUAGUUUUUCUCCUGUGUUUCUUAUAGCAUUUCUUCCUCUACCUAAAUUAAGGAGUUACUUAGGCUCUGCUAACUAUUAUUAAAGAAAAUACUGUCAAUGAAAAAAUUUUUUUUUUUUUCAUGCAUCUGCCGGUAACCAACAAUGGCCGUGCAUGCAAAUCUCUAUUUACUAAAAGCAUUCACAAUAUUUAGAGGCCAAUCUCACACAGCAUGGAGAUAGAUAGGCAGAAAUAGCGCACACAAAUUAAGAAUUGUUCAAGGACAGUGUGAUAUAUAUUGAUAAAUAUAUACGUCAGCAAGCUGUAAAAAUGCUUUUCUGUCCGACAACAUGCUCAGCAGUUGGUAUUCUUGUUUUUAAGAUCACGUUUGAGCUUUAAUGCUCAUAUGGAGGAGAAGACAGUGAAUGGGAAGAGAAAGUGAGGGAUGCUGUGCCACUGUCCUGAUUUGAACCCAGGCAGGACUACAACCUCUGUGCUCAGUUUAACUGCCAAGCUCAAUGCCCGUUACGCAGCCUUUUUUGAGGCAACCUUAAAAACAACAACAGGCAGAAGCAAUAAAACACAGAGACUAAAAAGUUUGUUUGUUUAUUUAUGUGAAAGCAUUGAAUUCUUGCACUAAUAGGACUCGUGUUCUUAUAAAUGAUCCAAAUACCACAUUGUGUUUUUUAAAAAAAAGAUGUGCCUGCAGAGUUUAAGAGGCUUUCUUUUCCCCCCUCUCUGUCAUUCAUGUUGGCUCUGGCCUUGAUUCAAUUCCUUCCAUUGAUGCUUAAAUGUAAAACAGUGUGACAGAAAAACACUUAACACUUGUGUGUAUUUCUGUACCACUCCAGCGGCUUACUCUCCACUCUCUGUUCUCCCCCUCAGGUCUGCGUCUUAAUCUCUAAUGAUGAUUAAUGUGGGCUCUGUGCGUAUUGGCAGCACUGUGUUAUUGGCAUACUGACAGGGUUGUUAAGAUGGAUAACUAUGCAAGAGGGUCUCUGUAUGUGUGAGUGUGUGAGCCCAAACUUCGCAGCCCCCCCUCCUUUCUGCAGCUUAGCUGUGAAAUCAAUUGAUUUGUGUGUCUGGUCAAAGAAGAAAAUGGAUUUGUGAAAGAGGCUGAAAAACAACACCUAAAUUAAACUUUUCUCUAAAUUUUCUGUUGUUGAAACUGUUUCAAAGUAGAGUGAUUGAAAUCCAUAAAGUAGAAUGUAUAUUUUGAUGAGUUUGCUGUGUGAUGCAAAAAAUUCAGCUUUUCAAAGUUUUUACCUCUUGUGUUUGCAGGAAAUGGUCCGUAGAGGAGAAAUCCUGGACGACAGUAUGGAGGACGAGUUCUACCUUCGUCGCCUGGAUGCUGGAUUGUUUGUCCUUCAGCUGAUCUGCUACAUUAUGGUGGAGAUCAGCAACUCAGGAAUAUCUCAGGUACACAAACACACACACUGGGGAUGGGCGAUAUGGGCUAAAAAUUUAUCACGAUAAGAUUUGCCAUUCUGGCGAUAACGAUAAAAGUCCUGAUAAAAAAUAGUAUAAUUCUAAUCUAUAUUUUUUACUCAUUUUCUCUUGAGAACAGCAGUUGGAGUAGUCAAAUGGGAUACUUAACCACAAGUUUGAGUGAAAGGUUAUGGAGAAAACUUAAGACAUCAAACAAGUCUCAAAUGUCAAAACAUUUUCAACAUUUGUUAAAAACUCUUAUUGCACAGAGUGAGCAGCAGCAGAUCCUCUGUCUGAUGUGAGGCAUACCUGAGUGCACUCAUCUAAACCCAAUCUUGAAGGAACUCCCUCAUGUGGAGCCUCCUUCAGUAACAAGCUGCUUAGAAUCGUCUUCUUCAUCACCUUCGGCCAUGUUUGUUUGUUAUUCUGUUCUGUGUGGGCUAUGGCUGCGAGUUCGCCGCUCACAAUCACGUCAUCAACUUGCAUUUAUUGUAUUUAUCAUGAGGUGGAAAAUAUUUAUCAUGGAGGAUUUUUUUGACGAUAAUUUAUCGCCCAUCCCUAACACACACACAAUGAAUCUGACUUGUCCAGUGAGUUUCCUCUCUAAUUAAUUAUUGAUACACGUUUGAUCUGAAAGGCUGUGAAGCAGACAGGAGUCAGAUAUCUGUUUGUAAUGAUGUUGGGUUUGUUGAUGCUGUGCACCUUAAGUAGGCAUGUUACACUCUGGCUGUUACUCUGCCACCAGGGAUCUUUAAUCUCUCAUGAAAAUCUGCUCAUAGCUACAUACAGUAUAAUUAUUGGUUGUAAUGUUGCAACCAUGUACAUAGCAGUUGACACAAAAACACAAACUCAUUUCAGCUACAGCAUUAGACUAACUCCCAAUCUUAAAGUGAAGGUUAAUUAGCCCAUCUUGAUUACAUAAGUAUUGGCUGCCACUCUGUUACUCUGUCACCUUCUGUCUUUUUCAUGCCUGCAGAGUUAUUGGCACAUUCAGUGUUAUGUUUGUCUUAGGAAGCAGCACUGCUAACCAGUGUUAGCUCUUUCUUUAAAUACUUUAGCUGUCAAAGCAACUAGUGAUAAACAUUGACAAACUAUCACCACAACGUGCACAAGCAAGUUCCUCAGACUCAGACCAUAGGUAAUCAACUCCUGGAAAUUAUUUUUCUGAGGACUUUCUGAUAUUGAGUGAUACAUCAUCUUUUAGAUGUCUGUCCUCCUGGAGUACAAAAACAGAGAGAGCACUCACUGUCACUGCGUAGGGAUGAAUAUAAAGUGACUUCAGUGCCUCUUAUCCAGAAGUGCAAUUUGACAAAAUACUUGAACAAGUGUAACAAACACCAAAGACGCACAGUAAAAACAGAGGAAAAUAAGAUAUCUGUGCAACUCAGGCUGUCAGCGUUUUUCUGAUCCCUUUUUUACUCUGCAUCUCAGCUUCAGCAGAGGGUCCACCAAAUCCUCAACCUACGAGGAGGUUCGGUCAAAGUAGUGCGCCACAUCAUGAGAGGUAAGGUUUUUUAAAUUUCUCUGUACUGUUGUUUGUCUAAUACAACGUGAACUUACUAAUAGCCUGAUUUAGAUAGAAUUAAAAAAAAACUGUUAAGAAAUAAUCAGUGAAUGCACCAGGAUUACUUCUUCUGUAUAUUUAUUUUAACUCAUUGGUUGUCAUGAGUUAAUCAUGACAGGUUUAGCCAGGCCAUUCACUCCAUGUUUGUCUUUUUUUAACAUCAAAUCUUUUCUCUUUGACUUAUGUCCAAAGUAUUCGUCUUCCCUCUGCUUCAACUGCAGUAACAGGCUCUGUUAGGCAAAACAUUUUACAGUUGAUUCACAUCAAACAAUGCCCUCCUACUCUGCAGGUAGCUCUUAAUGCAAAACAUAUGACCAGAUCACAGCCAGACUUACUUAAUAACUUACUAAACACAAUACAAUAUGUUGAAUCUACUGCUAAAAAUGCAGAGGUAGAAAAACACCCAAACAAGCAUGGCUAGCGCUCCAGAAGAACCCAUGCCAGUAUCAAUUCUUGUAACACAUAUACAUUAACACUGUAGCUAUAAUCAUAAGAUGGCGACACGCGGGGAUGGUGCAUCAGCUUUUGUUAGGUCAUGAACUGUCUGCAAAAAUAGUUUCAUACUCUUCAAACAAAUAAAACACCUCCAACUUUGACCUGCAUGUUCUCCUUGAAUAUGAAGAAAAACCAACUGUUUUCUUUGGACCUCUGGUGCUGGGACAGAAUACAGAUGUGUGUGUUGAUAUCUGCACACAACAAAAGAAAGACUGAUGUGUCUGACUUUUACCCUUGACACCUGCAACACUGAAACAAAACCAGGAAAUAGAAUCGCUUGAAAAGUGGGAGUGCUUUUGGAUGCCAGUCUUUAAGUGCUUUUUGACCACAGAAAAUGUUCCCAGGAAUGAGGAACCUUUUUGAGACCUCUGUGUUUUGAUGGCAGGAACCAGAGUCAAAAUUUGGUUCAGAUCCACCCCAUGAAAAGUCCUUGCUCAGGGGGUGGUACUUUCCAAAUCUUAGAGGGGCAAUCUCAUUGACUGAAAAAGAACAAGUCAUUACUAGACAGUCUUGUGGGUUUGGCCAUAAUGAACAUUUAGUUACUUGGCAUUAAGUUGGUCAAAAUGCAUGUUAUGCAGUUCACCCCAAUUCAAAUGGCCUUGUAGAAACUCUGUUCUCUCAGUUGGCGGGCUACAGACACAGUGCAGAGGCCUUUUCACUGCCACUGUCUUGGAGUUUCUUGGCUGGAGGAUGGCUUGUGUAGAUGCUGUAUGUAUAGGCGAGGAAAAAUGUAUUUUUCAUUAUGUUUAGUUCUCAUAAUUUUGAAAAAUCCCAUCGCCAACUUGCUCUGGCAGGGCAGCAGCCAUUGGGGGGAAGUGUUGGUACAAUCGCUGCUCUUUGGCUGUUGUUGUUUGAUACUGGGCCCAAGCUGUUCGCCUGCCAAAGAGCGUGUGUUGGCACAAGAAAAAUACAAUGAAUGUCAUUUUUUUAACUGUUGAACAGAAGACGAAUGCUAAAGCAAUGCUGAAUAUUGUGUAUCUUAAUUUCUUGUUAAAGAUGACCCAGAUUUAUUUAUUUUUUGUCUGUAUUAUCUAAGCCACUGUUUCACAGGUUUAUGUCAUGUAUGCACUUGUAUUUUUAAGCAGCUGAGCUGGUCAUGCAUUAGACUUGAAUUUAAAGAGAAAAUGAUUUUUAUUCAAUGCUAUGGCAGAAAUCAGUAAAACAAAUACUUGAGAUAAAGAUGUAAAAAAACAUACCUGUUCAUUGAUUCUGUUAAUGUUUAAGCGAAUUGACGGUCAAACAACCCAGAAAUACAAGCUGCUGUAAAAUAUGCAGUAUGAAGUAAUACAUUGCUCUAGUUUGGGACUGUUCUUUUUCUUUUUCCCUGUGAGUUUCUGUCUGCCAUAUUUGUUUCUGUUUGUUUUUCAAAGUGCUGGCAGGUGUGUUAUUUUCCUCCCAAAGUGACAUUCAUCCUUCCUGUAUCAUUGUCAGCUAAAGCUGGAGGACAAGCCUUCGUUCACACAGCCUCUGGCUCUCAGUGGCAUGUAGCGCUGCAGAUAGAGCCAUCCGUCAUGCAUGGCGGUGCCAGCGAGCGUGGCAUUUCUCCAGUUUGUGUGUCUCUCUGUGUGUGUUUGGGUAUGCGUCCCCUUAAUGUGCCGGUGUGUUACUUUUGUUUGGAUCUGUGUAAGCACAUGCUUGUGAGGAGAGUUUCCACACAACAUUUGUGCUUACUAACGUGAUUUUUUGUUUGUGGUUGCAAAAUGCUGCCAUUAGCAUGUUUACAUAUUUAUGCAUGCAUGACCAUGUCCUUGCUAGCUUUCCAUUUGCAUGUUUACCAUAUCUCUAAGAAAAGGUGUGUACAUGUUCAGUUUGUAUUUAUGUGUGCCCUUGCAUGUAUGUAUUUAAAUGCAGACCUUCAUACAUACUAAUGUGCAUGUUGACUGGGCCUGUCCUUGUAUGUUCUUGGCUUGACAUAUUUAUUAAUUUGUUGUAAAUUGAGUUUGUGUUGAUGUAGUGUGUGUGUGUGUGUGUGUGUGUGUGUGUGUGUGUGUGUGUGUGUGUGUGUGUGUGUGUGUGUGUGUGUGUGUGUGUGUGUGUGUGUGUGUUUUAUGAGCUGUGUGGUUGUGCAUCUGUAUCGUGUAACUCUGUGUAACCCUUCUUCCUCAUCAAACCCUGCUCACUCCUGCAGGAAAAGGUUGGGCACAUGCGGAGCAUGUCGCCAGCUCUAACAUCUUGACCUCACUGGCUUUAGAUCACUGGUCUGCUGGAAUGAGACGAGGAGUGUGAGCACAAUAGAAGAGCAGCAUCGGUUUUAUUGAAUUAGAGAAAAAAAAAAACUACUGUGGGGUUAACAAUCAAAGAACUGGAUGGGAUGUGAUUUGAUCACAUGGUCACACUGGUUGGCAGAGCAAAAAGCAGUGAUCACGGAGGUGGUUUUAUUUUGAUAUGGAGACAGUAGUGCUCAUUUUAAGACAACAUUUAUAGUCUACUGAAAGUGUUGUGUCAAGAAUAAGAAGAGAUCUGGAGAAAAUAAUUUAGGUGCUGUCUCUUUUCUCACCUUCACACAGCUGUCCAAGCAAAGUGGGAAGUGGGUGUUAAUGUUGUCAGUUUCAGAAGUUCUUGAAGUUAGCUGACACAGGCCCCACCAUGACCUUUGGCCACAGCCUGAUAAAAACUUCCCAGAAAUGAAACUGCAUGUCUUAUUGGCAAGCACUGCACCAGAUCUGAUUGGUCCAUUUAGCCAUACUGCAGAAACUACACCUGACACAAGUUUAAGGCUAAACUUUAGGGAUUAUUGACAGUCUUGGCAUCUAUAGGAGUAUUAUGUAUUGAUAUUUUCUGUAUUAGUAACUUUAGUAAAACAAACUGCCUCAUGGGGACAUACAUUGGCCGUUGAAAAUGCAGCUUUAGAAAUGACGUCACGUGUUACCCUUAUUAUUAGAUAAACUUUCUUUUGUGUGAAUCUGUUACUGCUGUAGUUUUCCUCAAAAAGCCUUGACAUUUGUUUUAAAGAGCUCUGCAGAUGGCUGACUCAUGCUCACUGUAAUCAUUUUUCUCCAGAUUACCUUUUAUGGUCACAUUUGAUCUCUUUAUAAACCUCAAGAUGCCUUUCAUGUUGAACAAAAAGUUGAAGCCUGUUUGUACUUGUUUUCAAGGUUAUCUGAAAGCACGUCUACGUAUAGACUCCCGCUAUAUUUGAAGACAUUAUAGUGGUCAAUUUACCACGCCACACUAUCACCCAUGCCAGCCGUCCUUUGUGUAGCUGGAUCAGACCAGCUUCAGACUGGUAUAACCGUAUUUAAAAUGCUUUGUGGCGCCCUGGCUGCAGCUGUAAUCACACUAUAAGUCCUACAGUGUGUCCCUUUCCUUGGCUGCUCCUGCUGCUGCUGCAGAGACUGCUCCUGGAAAUGAUUCUCCUUGUACUCAUGGCAGAUCAGUCCCAGUCACUGACCUGAGUAAUGGCCAUGCUCAGUACUGUAUUGUCCUCUGCCGCGUUGCCGUGGUGACAGGAGGAGAGACUACCGGCAUGCCAAAGAAAAGGUUCUGCAGAGAGUUGAGGAGUCACCGAAUCUCUGACCUUUCUGUCUGAGAGGCUGACUGCACCGCCAUUUAUAGACACAGAGAGACACACAGGAACACGACCACAAUGACAGGCGGCUGAUGAAAGAGGCCGCAGGUUUUCAUGUUAUUUUUAUUUUUUUGGGUCACUGUACCGUGUCUUCACACCGACUUUUUUCAGUCAGCCUCAAAAUUCUGACAUGUUGACUUCAGUAUCAUCCCCCACGGAUGAAAUUAAAACCUCUGGUGCUUCCACUCAACAGCUCCAUACCUCCGGAUAAUGCUCCAGCCUUUCACUUUUAUAACCUCACUUCCACCUUUGAGGUCUCUCUAGUCCCAACUCUCCUGAAAAUAACCAAUAAAGGAGUGACCUCUGUGCUCCUUGGUGGACUGCUGUCACACUGUGCAUCCUCUGACCAGAAGUGAAAACUCUACAGGAACUCUUCACGGAUCUUUCUGGUCCUUCAACCCCUUGACACGGCUGAGAACUGGAGUUGCACCUUAUCAAAAAGAAGAAAAACAUGCAAUUUUAUCCUUUACCAAUCUAUGAUGACGAAAGUUGUAAUUGAAUCACUCAGUCCUGUAGGUGUGAGCAUGUUUAUGAAUGGUUUUUCCUAUCUCCUGGUGCACCUCAAAAAGUUUCCAUCCUUUCAGAAAGGAAAAGUUUCAAAUAUUCUGAUUUGAGUGUAAUGCAAACUUUUUCAAGCCUUUUUGCUCUAGCUUUAAAGGAAAUUUUGACACCUAUUCAUUCAUACACUAACUGCUCAUGCUCGGUAGUAGUUUUGGUGCUGUGUGCAGGUACCAAGUCCUGUAAGCAAAGGAAAUCAGCAUCUCAGUGUUAUAAACUGUUGCUUGUUUCGAAGACUUUUUGACAAAGCGUCUGAGCCCGUCUUUCCGGCCAAGUCACUCCUCACUUCAUUGAUUGCACCAUAUUUCUUGAUAAUAACCAGAAGCUAUAAAUAAAAACAAAAAUGGCGUCCCUGGUUGUUUAAUUAUGGAGGUCAGUGUUCUUGUUUUCCUCCAGCACUAAUGAAGACAAGUUGUGUUCCUACACAGUAUCUCUGAGGUCCCUCUUCAGUCCCAUUAUGCCUGUCACUCUCCUUUAUGCACAAUCUAAUAACAUGAAAACAUUCCUCCCCUCUUGAAAAACCAAAUCUGCUCAGUGUCUCUGACAGCCGUGUUUCGUCCUUCUAAACCCUGCGGGCUCUUGUCAGGAAAGCCCCCUUCAUUCUCUCCUCUCUGCAGUGUCUCCCUGAGAAAAGAAGUCUUUUUCAUCUUUCUGUCUCGACAUCCCUGGGUUUAAUGUGUAAUCCCUGCCUCAGAGGCUGGCUGAGAGACAGAGCGAAUGCACGGGCUCCGCUGAGGCUGCGGCAGCUGCAAAUUUCUCUUUCUGCACAUUAGACUCACAAAUCGACCGUUCUCCGGUCUCGAAGGCCUCGUGUGGGAGGCAGACGUACCAAAUGAAGAAAACAUUCAAACACUCAGAAGCACAAAAUGAAGUAUGAGCACUGCACUGAACACCUGAACCGUUUAGUGUUCACACCACGAGGACACACAGUGGAUCUCAACACAGCUGAAGAAAUGCAACCUCAUAAUGUUUAAGCUCUUCUUUUUUAAAGGGGAAAAUUAAGUAAUCAGGUAUUUUGUUACUCGGUAUGAUCAGGAAAAAGUGUAGGGCUCAUCAGGUCUGAAAUAAAAUGUGUAAGAGUCAUAAACACAAAGAACAGCUUCGGUGUUAUUUAUCACAGAGUACAAUGACAUCCAGAAAGAGGUUCUCUCAACCCUAAAGUUACAGCUGCUCUCUAUUCUUUCUCAUUAUUCUGAGCCUUAAAUUAAGAAGGGAACAAUCAUUUCCUAUAUCCCCAACUGAGCAACAAGACACUGCACCGACCAGGCAAAAGAGCAAUUAUACUAAAACCCGGGACUCUUGAGUAAGGCAAUAUGUUUGGGAUAAUUUAGUUACCUCCCCAGGGUAACAAUGUGGUUUCCUACAUGUGUGUGCGUGUGAUUUAGCAGGACUUCAAAAGAAGUACAGUUUCAAUUGUCAUGAAACCUGGGAAAGAGGCUAGGAAUGCUGGAAUCUGAGUUCUGCACACGCUCAAGUAGGGCUGUAAAGUCCUGGUCGACUAGUGGACUUAUUGGACACUGAGUCGACCAAAAAUUCUGAUAGGUUGACUCAAUUUUUUUCCAUGUCAGUUUACAGUCUAUGAUUAAUUUCAUCAGGAGGAAUGUACCAAAUACUAAUGGGGGUGUUUUCAGAGCACCUCCGUUUCACAGGUAACAGCCCCUCUCAGAACAACUCCCUUAUUUUCACCGUUUUGGAUUUGCCAAAAACCAAACCAUCUGGAACCAGGAAAAUUGAAGAACGUUCACGUUACUCAAUGUCCGGUGGUUUGCUGAAUAUUUAUUUUUAUUUUUAGCGUUUCGACUUUCAUUGUGUUUAAUUGCCUUCUUGUGCUGAUAUCACCCUUCCAAGCUGCACUCCAAUAAGCCCCCGCCCCCCGCCCCCCAAUUAGUUGAUUUUUGGUAGAAAAUUUCAGGGUUUCAGUCAACCAAACCAAGAAUUUCUUUGGUUGAUUACAGCCCUGGAAGACCUUCACCUGGAAGCUGAACAGCGUCAAGCUGGUGCUCGUUUCUCUAAAUGUUAUCACCUGUGUUUUCAGGUCAAAUAAUCCUCUGUCUUGUUUUGUCUGUUGCAGAAUAUGCUGAGAGCAUCGGAGACGGAAAGAGUGACGAGUUCAAAGAAGCGGAGCGGAAGAGGAUCAUGGACCUUUUAGACAACUUCUAAUCUGAAGUUGUAGCUUUCAUGUUUUCACACCUGAGGACGUCCAAACCAGCUGAUUUGAGCUGAAGGUGACUGUGACCAUGACCCUGUAGCACAAAACAGUCUGUAGGCAUGUUUACAUGUACAGCAACACUGUCAUAGCUGGUCUGCUUCAACCAGAGAAAAUUCUAAAUAACUUGAUUUACAAGAAUUACUUCUUAUCUUUCCUGACCUGUGAGAUGUAUUCACUCAUACAGCUGUGGAAAACACUUUUAGUUUGCUUAGUUCUUUUUUGGUCAUUGAUAUGUAUCUUCAUGUGCAGAAGGACUGGUUAAGAUUCAAAGAUUGCCGUGCAUGUAAACCUGCUCACAGUAGAUUCAGCAGGAGUCGAGUUUGGAGAGCAGGAGAUUGUAGCUGGAGUGAAACAGAGAAAAUGAGAUAUACUCAGAGUGACUGUGGAUAAUUACAGCCAGGCUUUGCAGACAUCUGCAAACUUAAUAUCUCUCCCUCAGCUCUCCCGCUUUACCUGCUUUGUUUGUUUUGGAUUUGAGUGUAAAAUAUUUUCUAAUAAAACAUUUGGUAAUAAAAAUCUGA
Messenger RNA from Xyrichtys novacula (pearly razorfish), 63114 nucleotides. The record is from the annotation of a GenBank genome assembly. NCBI's taxonomy places the organism in Eukaryota, Metazoa, Chordata, Actinopteri, Labriformes, Labridae.